AUGAGAAUGAAGCUAUUUGAAAUGUAUAUCGCUCUUUUGAUAUGUCUUGUGCAAGUGCACGAUUCAGUUUGCAGUCACUUUCGAGGUGGCACGUUUACGUACAGGCCAGUUGACCCGAGCAAUCCUGCGAAUUUGAGGGUAAGUUCCCAGGAAGAAAUCGUCUUAACGAUGUCAACUGUCGACGGAAAUGAUAACAGUUUAAUAUAUUGCCGUAACCCUAGAACCCUGCAGGUGUUUUCGAGAAGGAAUAACGCUAAGAAUGGGUUAUUCUUGCCUUUUCUCCCUUCUCUAAAUGAUAUCUCACUGAAGUCUUAAUGGGUAAUGAUAAUUAUGAAACAUUGAAAGAGUUGUUGUCCAUAAGCCCUGCACGUUGAAGUAACAACUUGUCCACCCUCAUUCGUUGCGCAGAAUUCAACCAUAAAAAUUGCCGAAAAAAAGGGAAAAUUGUUCGUUUUCUUUAAAACUCUUACGAAGUAGCGUUUAAUGAUAUGUUUUCAAUACGGUUUGGUUAAAUACUACAUGUAGUUUGUCUUUAAAUAAAGCGUUUCCGUGUCUCCCAAUAAAUGUUAUACCUUGUUCUUUCUAAGAAAAGGCAGCUAAUGGCGGAAUUUUCUUUCAGACAGUAUAACUUAUUUUGAAAGGAACUGUCUGACUCAGUGCUUUUCUUGAAAAUACAUCACAUUGUUCAGUUAAUCUUGUACAUGAAGAGUAAUGUAAAAUGAUUUAGCGUGUACUAUAUUGAACCAAGGCAAACUAAUGCAAAGAUAUUCCAUUACAAUUCAACGUAAGUUUUUAUGAUCAAUUUCUGAGAAUUUGCGUCUAGUUGGUAAUCCCUAACCCUAACGUUAGACCUUAGCACCGUAAAGGCAACUUAAUCGUGACAACUAACCUGAUCUAUUCAAAAAGAUCGAUCUAGGCAAACGCAUAUAUACCUGUGUUUUGUAGGCAUAUCCUGCGCAAUCCUAGGAUUAAUUAACAAUUAUUGCGUGAGGUUUUUACCAUACCUGGAGUAAUGGAGUUUGAGGUAAAAAGUAAGUGUUAUUCGGCUUCGGCUGAUAACAUUUACUGAGACCUUGAUUAUUCUGGGUAUCGCAAAAACCGACUCUAAUAUAUGUUUUUAUAAUACACUGUUUUGAGGAAAAUAACCACAAUUAACACGCCAACGCACGAAACACGGUUUGACAUUGCGGGUUAUGGUGAUCAUGCAUUGCGUGCGCAACCUACCAAUGCUAGAGGAUAAUUUUAAAUUAUCCCAAUCUUUAGGUUCCGCCAAUUUUCACAACUGAAUUUAGUUGUGAUAUAUUUCUUAAAAAAAAAAAUGAAAAAUAGAAAUAACAAAAAAUAAUAAUAAUUAAAAAAAAAAAACCUUUUUCACUUCGGCUGUCAAGCCAUUCAUUUACAGAAACACCGUGUACUGGCCUAUUAUCCAAUGAUAACAUUAGCGAGUUUUUGUACAGGAAAACUCCUCAGUACUGUAAGCUACCACAUUACACACAUCAUUUAUUUCACACGCUAGGGAUUUCUGUGAGCUAGUAGUUAGGGAAAUGGUUAUCCUGGCUCAGUCUUCGAAUUUCCAGAAUUGCAUUAAAAAAACUAAUAAAAUCCCAGAAUAUGCAAGGGAUUUUAAAAAAGAAUACCUUUUAAUAAUAGGUAUAGAAAAAAUGUUUUCGUUUUUUUCAAGAAUACGAAAUAGGUUAUAAAAAAAUUUUUGCUUCUAGAUAUUCUGAUACAAUUAGGUAUUCUAUAAAAAGAUUUUUAAAAGGUCAAGAAAGUGGUAAACUUAAAGAUACUACUAAUCUUGUUCUAAGAAAAUAUGAUUUUUCUCAUAUUUAUCGUUUAUACCAAGAUUUGGUUUUUGAUUUUGAAAACGUUCAAAUAAGAAGACCUUAUAAAAACAAAGCUUUUAGAGAUUUUUAUAAGUUGUUUAGUAAAUUUUAUAAAAAAAGUAAUAAAUGUGUAUGAUGUUGUUGAUGAUGGAGAGUAUAUGAAGCCAAUUGAAUAUAAUUGUAAAUCUUAUAUUGAAUAUUUUGAUAAUGGGAGUGAUAGUGACGAUAGUGGAAGGGAUAGUGAUGAUAUUUAUAGUGAUUAAUUAUAACUUAAACAUUUACGUCUAAUAAUAUAAUCUUAUUAUAAGACGUCAUGUCUAACCAAUCAACUGAUGGUUUUCAGGGUUCUCAACCCUUUAUAACAGAUAAACAAUUUCAGAAUUCAUCUUUGGAUGAAAUAAGACAUAUAAUAGCAGAAGAAAAAGAAGAACUUAAGAAAGAUUAUAAGGAAUUAGGAAAAAGAAGAAAAUUAAUUAAACAAUAUAAAAAAUUAAAAGAAGCUAGAGAAAAAGUAAAACAAGGUAUAGAUAUAAAAAAAGAAAUCAAAAAACCUAAACCCUCAGCCAAAACGGUGGUUCCUUUUAAAAAGAUGAAAACAUUUGACGAGUAUUUUGAGGAAUGUAUAAAAAAUAGAAAGAUCCCAAAAGAUACUCCUUCUUAUUUUCGUGAAGCUCUUGGGCGUGCUAUUUUAGAAUAUGACCAAGGACUUGAAAAAGAAAAAUCAGCUUUUGAAGACUUUGCUGUUAAGUACACUAUUCAAGGAAUUCCUGGUCUUACUCCAAUUCAGUUUUUUGAGCGAAUCUAUAAAACUUUAAAAGAUUUUUUUACAUAUCAUCGAAAUAUAAAAUUUAAGAUGAUUUUGGUUUGUAUCAGGGAAAAACAAACUAUUCAACAAAAUGUUGGUGUUGUAGGAUUAGAAGAAGGUAAAUCUUACUUUACUUCAGGUACGUAUAAUAAUAUUAAAUCAACAGAUGUUGACAAAUUAAUUAAAAUAUGUAUAGAUGGUAUUGAAGGAGGUAUUGAAAAUUAUCAAGAAACUGGAAGUGCAUGGUAUUUUAAAGAAGUUGAAAAACUUGAAAUUCAUACUGUUGAAUAUAAUCCAACAAAGGGGUCAUCUUACAUUCCUCUUCCGGAUUGGAUAUCAAAUAAAAAAGCAAUUGUUAAUAUUGAAAACAAAGUUGAGAAAUGCUUUAUUUGGUGUAUACUUAGAUAUCUUCAUCCAAGAAAAGAUAAUGAUAGCCGAUUGGCAGAUUUAAAAAAGUAUGAGUUUUCACUUAACACUAAAGGAAUUACUUUUCCUAUGAAAUUAAAAGAUAUCACCAAAUUUGAAAAACUUAAUCCAUCAAUUCCAGGAAUCAAUGUCUUUUCAGUUAAUGAAAGUAAAAAUUUUUAUCCUUUGAGAAUGGCAACGAGAGAUUUUUUAAAUACUAUUGAUUUAUUUUUGUAUGAAGAAGAUGGUGUUUCACAUUAUUCACUAAUUAAAAACUUUACUCGUUUGAUAAAGACGGAAAAAACUGCAAGUAAGAAUGGUACAAUAUUUAUUUGUAAGAAGUGUUUUACUCAUUACACUAAAGAAGAAUUAUUACAAAAACAUACCUUAUAUUGUUCAAAUAAUGAAACAGGUUCUGUAAAAAUGCCUCAAAAAAACACAAUGUUACAUUUUAAAAAUUACUACAAACAACUUCCUAUUCCUUUUGUAGUUUAUGCAGAUUUUGAAUGCUUUACCAAACCAAUGAAUACUUGCAGUCCUAAUCCAAAAGAAUCGUAUAAUUACAACUAACAAAAGCAUGAACCAUCAGGAUUUUGUUUUUAUAUAAAAUGAGUGGUUGAUAAAAAAUUUAAACCAAUCAUUUAUUCAAAAACAAAAGAAGAUGAAGAUAUAUCAAAAGUAUUUGUAGAAAAACUUACAGAAGUAACUAAAGGUAUAUAUAAUGAUUUUUAUCGUAGACCAAAACCUCUUAGGCUAACUCGAGCUGAACAAAAAUCAUUUGAUGAAGCGGAAAUUUGUCAUGUUUGUAAAAAAGAAUUAAAAAAAGAUAAAGCAAGAGAUCAUUGUCAUUUUACUGGCCAGUACCGUGGUGCAGCUCAUAACAGUUGUAAUUUGCAGUGUCGAAAACCAAUGAUUCUUCCAGUUAUAUUUCAUAAUCUUCAAGGAUAUGAUGCUCAUUUAUUUAUAAAACAACUUGCUCGUUUACCAGGUGAUUUGAACUGUAUUCCAUCAACAGAGGAAAAAUAUAUUUCCUUUUCUAAAAGUAUUAAGGUUGAUGAGUACAGGUCUAAUAAAAGUGGGUUAAUGGUUCCAAUAAAUUUUGAAAUACGAUUUUUAGAUUCAUUCAAGUUUCUUCAAACAUCACUUGCCAAUCCAGUUGGAAAUUUACAACCAGGUGAUUUCCAUAAUACAAAACAAGUAUUUAAGAAAAAUGUAAACCUACUAACUCGUAAGGGAGUUUAUCCUUAUGACUAUGUUUCAUCUCUCGAAAAACUAUACGAAACACAAUUACCUCCAAAAGAGGAAUUCUAUUCAAAGCUAAGUGAUGGAGAAAUAAGUGAUGAUGAUUACUAACAUACUAUUAAUGUAUGGAAUACCUUUGAAUGUAAAUCAAUAAGAGAUUAUCAUAAUCUUUACCUAAAGUCUGAUGUCCUACUUCUGUCAGAUGUAUUUGAAAACUUUAGAAAAACUUGUCUCAAACAUUACAAGCUAGAUCCAGCUCAUUUUUACGCAUCUCCCGGUCUAGCUUGGGAUCCAUGUCUCAAAGAAACAGGACAGGAAUUACAGUUACUACAUGAUUAUGAUAUGUUAAUGAUGUUUGAGCGAGGUAUUCGUGGUGGAAUAUCUCACAUAUCAAAAAGAUACGCAGAAGCGAAUAAUAAAUACAUGAAAGAUUAUAAUCCUGAUGAGGAGUCUAGUUAUAUUCAAUAUCUUGAUGCAAACAAUCUUUACGGCUGGGCAAUGUCUCAACAACUUCCUACACAUGGAUUUAAAUGGAUGAGAAACCUAACAAAAGAGUCCGUAAUGGAAAUUCUAGAGGAAGCAAAUCAUAGUAUGUCAAAUCGAGGAAGAAAAGGCUAUAUAUUUGAAGUUCAUUUGGAAUAUCCUUCCAGCCUAUGGGAAGAUCAUAAUGACUAUCCUCUAGCACCUGAGAAGAUGAUUGUUAAUGGCGUUGAAAAAUUAACUUGUCAUUUUAAACCAAGAAAAAACUAUGUUGUUCAUUAUCGAAAUCUUAGACAAUAUCUUGAGAUGGGAAUGAGAAUAACUGCCGUUCAUAGAGGAAUAUCUUUUAACCAAUCUUCUUGGAUGGAACCAUAUAAAAGAAAAAAUACAGAACUUCGAAAAACAGCAGCCAACAGUUUUGAGAAAGACUUUUCAAACUAAUGAAUAAUUCAGUAUUUGGAAAAACAAUACAAAACAUAAGGAAAAGACAGAAUAUACUUCUUAUUGAUAAUCGUAAGAAAGCUGUCAAACUAACAAGUCGUCCAAACUUUGAUAGAGUAACAAUAUUUGAUAAAAAUCUUAUUGCUGUUCAUAUGAAGAAGACUGAAGUUUAUUUUAACAAACCAGCAUAUGUUGGUCAAGCAAUUCUAGAUUUAUCAAAAACAUUAAUGUUUGAUUUUCAUUAUAACUACAUUAAAAAGAAAUAUAAAGAUAAAGCUGAGUUAUUGUUUACUGAUACGGACUCAUUGAUGUACCAAAUUAAAACAGAUGAUUUUUACAAAGAUAUAUCCCGUGACAUACUAACCAAGUUUGACACUGAUUAUCCUCCUGAUCACGAAUCUGGAAUACCAACAGGAGUUAACAAAAAAGUAAUUGGGAUGUUUAAAGAUGAAGUAGCAGGAAAACAGAUUACUUGUUUUGUUGGAUUGCGUCCCAAACUUUACAGUUUUAGAAUUGAAGAAGAUAAAGAAGUACGUAAAUGCAAAGGAAUAAAGAAAAAUGUUGUAAAAAAGAAAUUAGAUUUUGAUGACUAUGUUCAAUGUUUAUUUUUGGGCAAAAAACAAAUGAGAAAAAUAAAAAUAAUAAGAAGUGAAAAUUAUGAUAUAUAUUCAAAAGAAGUUAACAAAGUAGCUCUAAGUAAUGAAGAUGAUAAACGCGAAGUACUCUUGGGAAAAGUAAAAACGAUAGCUUUAAGGUAAUAAAGUAAAAAUAAUAAAUGUCAUAUACAGAAGAUCAAAUAAAGCAAUAUCUAGAAAUAUUGCAUAAUUAUACUUGUCAAACUGUAGAGGAAGUGGAUAAUAGUAGAAAAGCUAAAUGUUGUAAUUGCCAAAGUGAUAGUUUUACUAUUGAUUCUGGUUAUAAAAUCUGUGAUUACUGUGGAGUAGCAAACGGUCAUGUAUUAGGUUUUUACGAUGUUAAAGAUUACGAUAGAUUAUAUUUUCGAAAAAAGAGUAUUUAUCAGAGAAAGUAUCACUAUGAGAAAAAGGUUAAUCAAGUUUCUAAAAGAAUAAACCUAACUGAUGAACAAAAAUAUGAACUUUACAAUAAACUAAUGACAAUAGACAAUAAUGUUAUGGAAAUACUAAACAAGCAAUACUGUAGAAAGAGAAUGAUAAGUAUUUUUUAUUUAAUCAAAAAACUUUUGGAAGAAAUGGGUUGUGAAAAGAGCAAACUAGUUUAUCUUAAGAUUUCUCCACAAACUUUAGAGAAUUAUGAAAAGUGGUGGGAUAGUUAUAAAUCACUCAACAACACCUCUGUGAAAAAACCAAUAAAUAAUACCAGUUAGAUAACCAAGUACUUCACAUUCUUUGAAAGGAGUAUUGAUAGUAUAAACACAACCUCUUCCAAUUCUAUAAUGUUUCCAAAAAGCUUUGAAAGCGAGAUUAAAUAUUAGAUGAUUUGUAAUAAUAUUUGAAUCUGAGUUAAGAUAGUGUCUUGCUUCUGUUAGUCUGUAAAUAAUUUGAUCAAUGUCUAGUUUUUGAGUAAAGUACUUUAUGUAGAGAAACUGGUAAACAAGACACGCUUUUAUGAAGUUAUCUGAAUAAAAUUGAUUUUUAUAAGUUGGGAAGUAUAAGUUUACAUAUGCUACAAUUGAUUUGAUCAUUUCUAUCUUAUGUGUAGAUAGAAAAUUAAUAUAAUUAAAUAUAAAAAUGAGUGUUGUUAUUACUAAAGAAGAUACAAAAAAAGAAGGAAUAAAGCUUCUUUCUGAUUUAAGAGUAUUUAUUAAAGAUUUAGAAAAUUCUAAAGAUUUAAUUAAAAAAAACAAAAGAGGACCUUAGAAUAGCAGAAAAUGUUGCAAUGUAUUUCCAAGCAAAAAGAGAAAAUAGACAAGAGUUUAAUAGUUGUAGUUGGUUUGAUAUAUAUCAAAGUUAUGCUAUGAAUAAAACAGAAGAUGCAAGGGAAAAACUUUAAGAAGCAAUUCCUUCUUCUGUUUCUUUUAGUCCUGAUUUGGAAAGCAUUGAAAAAAUAUUUCUUAUGUUAGAUUUUGAAAUGGAAUUAAAUGAAGAUUUGUAUUAUGAUAUUAAAAGGUUUUUAUGUAAAAACUUUUUAUUAAUUGGUGUAGAAUAGAAAAUUAAUUAAGGCUUUAAGUUUAAUAAUAAAAAAUAAAGAUGGAAAACACUUUAGAAAAAUCUUUUACCAAUAAACAACUUGGAAUAAAGUUAAACUCAUAUAUAGAUGAAAAACUAAGGGUUUGGUUUAAAGCGAAAGAGGUAGCUCAAAUAUUAGGUUACAAAAAUACGGAAAAAGCUAUAAAGAGUCAUGUAAGUGAAAAUCAUGAAAGAACUUUUCUUUUUUGUUGCCCGUGUGAAACGCACGGUCAGGUAAUUAAAGAUAAAAAAAGCUGCCAGCCUGAAACGGGCGGUCAACACUAAGGAAGAUGAUAAUUAUAAAAAAAGUUCACCAGCGUGAAACACGUGGUUGAACUAUGACUUAUUUAAAAAAGAUUUAAAGAUAAAAAAUGAUAAUAUAAAUGUCAAAUAUGUUGGAAAAAACUUUUAAAAAUGAAGAGUUAGGAAUUGAGUUAACAUCAUUUAUUGAUAAUCAGCAAAAUACUUGGUUUCUCGAAAAAGAAGUUGCUGAGUUACUUGGUUAUAGUAAUGUAAGAAAAGCUAUCUGGAAUCAUGUUGAUAGUGAGGAUAAAAAGCUGAUUUGUUGGCGUACCCAAAAUGGGGACGGCAACAUUUCUGAUUUACGAGGUAAAUAUUAUACAUUCAUAAAUGAAAGUGGUUUCUACUCCCUUGUUUUAUCCUCUAAAUUAGAAACCACCAAAAAGUUUAAACAUUGGAUUACCUCAGAAAUACUUCUAUCUAUAAGAAAAUUUGGCUAUUACAAACUUUUUGACAACCCAAAUAAUAAAAUGUUUAAGAUUGAAAAUGAAAUGGAUUUACACUCUAAAGUUGUUGAACUAAUUAGAAAUUUUUAUCCAAAUGCUAUUAUGGUUCCAGGACUUGGGGAAAACCAAGAUACACCAGACAAAAGAAUUAACAGUUGGAAAAAAGGCUAUAUGCGAGGUCAACCAGAUUUAAUGAUUCUUGAUUUUCACAAAGAUUAUAAAGGUCUCUGUAUCGAAUUCAAAUCACCAACUAACAAUUACUGUGUAUCAGAAUCACAACUAAAAAUGAAAGAAAAGUACCGUGAUAAUGAAUAUGCGUUUAUACUAAGUAAUGAUUAUGAUAAGAUCAGCAAACUUAUUCAUAAAUAUAUGGCUGGUGUGCGUAUUCCAUGUAAAUAUUGCUCAAAAGCGUUUAAAAAUAAAAAAACUCUAAAUAGUCAUUAUAAGGUAAUUCAUCGGAUUGAGAAAAAAUCUAAUUUUGAUAUUAGUACUAAUAUCAAAAUGUUAGAAAAAUCUUCUAUAAAUAAACAACUAGGAAUUAUAUACUAUUUAACAUCUUAAUCUUUCAACCAUUUUUCUUGUUCUUGAAAUAUUUUCUAAAGUGUAUUUGAUAUCUCUAUAGUUUCUCAUAUCAUCUAAAUACUUUUUACAUCUUUUAACCAAUUUUGAAUCAAAACCAAAUCUUUUUGGGUCAGUAAAAAAAAGACAAUAAGUAUUAGCUUUUUCUAAUAACAAUUCAUCAUAAUCUCCAAGUAUAGAAUCAACUUCUUUACAAAUUUUUUCCCCUUCUAUAGCUAACGUUAAUUUGUAAGAACUAAGUAGUUCUUUAUCAAAUUUUUCAAAACUUUCCAUUCUAAUUUAUACUCAGAUUAAAUUUUUUUUAUACCUACUAUCAAAUCUAUCUGCUAUAGGAGUUUGAUCAAUUAUCAUUUCAUCUACCAACUUCAUAUGAUCAACAAACUCUUGUUUGUUCCACUCAUCUCCCCGAAGAGCUGCACGGAGUUCAACGAGAACUUUUUCAUAAGUAGUAAAUGCAAUCCUUGACAUUUCAAUUUUUGUUUUGUAAUAUUUUUUUUUUCCAAUUCCAGCUACAAUAACUCCAGCACCAUUUACAACUCCAAGAACAACAGGGUUUAGAGUUAUUCCACCGGAAAUAUUUCCAAUUGCAACCAAGCAUAUUCCAGAGAUUGUAAAAAAAUUAUCAAGAAAUUUAGAACUCUUAUAAGUCCGCUUAAAACACCAAUAUUUUUUGUGGUAAUGACUGUAAAAGUCUUUGAGGGUUUUAAUUUCUGAUUCUGACAGAGAUUUAUCAAUAUGAUUAAAUUCAAAGAUAUCCUUCAUUUAUAUCUAUACUAUAUAAGAUCCAUUUAACUUUUCUUGAAGCAUUACUUUAUGAUAUUGCUCAGAGUCGGUGUCGUAAAAGUUUGGAGAAUACAUUAUUUUACUUAACACUCCACCUUUAGUUGAAAACUCAAACACUUCUUCGCGGGUGUAACGAACUGUUUGUAAACUUAAUAUUCCGCUGUAGUUACUUAUUUUAACUUUUGUAAUAUUUGCGUUAAAAUUUUCUGUCAACCAUAUAACAAUUUUUUUUUCCAUUAAAACUACUUGGUAAGGUAAGACGUUUAACUUGAUUAUUAACCCUUAAUUCUACCAUGUUGAUUGUACUAUGAUAGGUUAAAGUUAGUAAAAUACUUCUACUAUUUGGAUCUUUUUUUCUUAUACUAAAAUCUCUAUUAUUCCAAAAAUAAAAAACAAUACAUAAUGUAUAUUUUGAAGUACCAGGAUCAGAAGAAAAAUUAGUAGUAUAAUUAGUAACAUCUAAGCCUUCUUUUUUUAUAUCAUCUAUGGUUUUAUUAGGCAUACCCAUAUCACUUAAAGGAUUACCGCUAAUAGAAGCUAAAUUGUUAAAAACAAUACCAGAUGAGGUUCUACUUAAUUUGUAAUUAGCGGCAUCAGUAAAAUCAUAAACUUCUUUAAAAUGUUUUGUAUAUAAAUUAUUUAUAGUGUGAGGAAUUAAUUCCUUUACCAUUCCAACUGUUGCAGCACUAUUGUUACUGUUUCUAUCGAGAUUAAUGUUUAAUAUUUUUUAUUAUUUGCAUUUAUAUCAACAUUGUACACCACUUGUGUUGGGUGGAUGUCAAAUGCGGUGUGAUAGUCGUAAACUUUAUCUGGAUCGAUAUUGCUAAAUGUUCCCACAAUUCCAUAAGUAAUUAUAUAAACUCCUGAAAACUGUCUCGGAUACACAGCCAGGUCAGUUCCAUCUUGUGGUAUAUUAACCAAAAUGUGAAGAAAGAAUCUAUUUCCAGAUGACAACUUCUUAAAAUUAACUAUUAUUCUAUGGUAAUACAUAAAUUGUGUUUGUCCCUUUGAAUCGCUGUACCUAUGGGAGAGCUUCCUUACACUAACAUUUCCAAUUGAUAAUCCUGUUGAAGUUCCUUUGUCUACAGUUAUUUGAGACUUAUGCGACAGUUGAUAAUCAGUGUUGAGUAUUUCCAAACACAACGUGUAAUCAGUAUUUGCACUUAACCUGUAAAAGUUGAUUCCCAUUUUGUACUUAUAUCAGCCUUGAGAACUUUUGUUUAUUGUUACAAAAAUUACUUUGUGUUUAUAGUUAUGAAAAUUAUCUUUAGAAGGAGAUAAGUCUCCUAUUCUUGUUAUAAUAAAACUAGUUCCAGUAUCUAUUUCAUCAGUCCAUUGUGCCGCACUAGACAUAAGAUAAGCAAACUGGUCGUUGUAAUGACUUGGUUGAACUGCAGUGUGAUGAACUAGUUUAUCAGCAUAAUCUUUAGUUACUGCUUCAUUGUCUUGGGUUGGCUUACUAAGAUUUAUUAUUUUAUUGUUGUUAAGAUUCAAGUCUCCAGUCAUAGCGACAGUACCAUCUUUUUUCAAAUAAUCACUCAAAUCUGGACUUCCAGUAUUAUCAUCAACAUACUUUUUGGUUGCAGCAUCUGUGUUUGACACUGGAGUUGCGAGACCAACUAUUUUAUUAUUACCAACAUUAAAGUCUCCAGUCAUAGGAACAGUACCAUCUUUUUUCAAAUAAUUACUCAAAUCUGGACUUCCGGCAUUAUCAUCCACAUACUUUUUGGUGGCAGCAUCUGUGUUUGAUGUUGGAGUUGCGAGACCAACUAUUUUAUUGUUGUUAAGAUUUAAGUUUCCAGUCAUAGCGACAGUACCAUCUUUUUCCAAAUAAUUACUAAAAUCUGGGGCAGCUGUGUUAUCAUCCACAUAUUUCUUUCUUGCAGCAUCUGUGUUUGUCGUUGGAGUUGCGAGACCAAUUAUUUUUUUGUUUCCAAGAUUUAGGUUAUUAGUCAUUGAUAUACUUCCAUCUUUUUUUUUAAAGAACUAGUAUCAGGUAUUGAGUCAUCCACAUACUUUUUGGUUGUUGCAUCUGUGUUUGAUGUUGGUGGUCUAAGGUUAAUUAUUUUUUUAUUAUCCAUGUUUAGAUUAUUAGUCAUUUUAUUUGUUCCAGCAACGUGGAGAUACUUCAAAUCUGUAAAAGCUAAUGGUGUUGGUUGAUUACCUCCAUUUGGAGCUGGUAGAUUAAAUAUUCGAUUAUUGCCCAUAUUGAGAUUACCUUUCAUUGGGUAGGAACCAUCUCUGUCAAGAAAUGUGUUGUCUACGUAAUAUUUUGUGGCUGGUUCUUUAAGGUCUAGUGGUGGGUUAAGAUUUGUAAUUCGGUAUCUAUUCUUCAUAUCAAUGUUUGAAUCAACUGUCAAUCGUGUUGUUGUGGGUGAUCCACUGGAAUUGUCAUCAACAUAUUUUUUUGUAGCAGCAUCAGUAUUAGAAUUAGGCGCACCAACAUUUGUGAGUCUUUUACCAUUUAUAUCAUAAUUUCCAUCUGCGGUUAGACUAAAACCAACUCCUGGAGCACCCUGAAUUCCUUUAGCAAAAGGAUGAUCAAAAGAUUGUUCGUUAAAUAUUCCCAUUUUUAUUUAUUAGUUUAGAUUACUAGUAAAGUUUUUAGCAAUACGUUUUCUAGGUUUAUCAACAUAUAGAAAUGUAAAGGGUUUUUUUGUUGCUGCUUUAUAUGUCUCUUUGUUAACUCCCAAUUCAGAUGAUAUUCUGUUUGCUUCCCUCGAUGAUGGAAAUUCGUAAAGGCAGUAAUGAGAACAAUUCAGCCGAAUAUCCUUUGGAGUUUUGUAAAAUGAUUGACUAGAUUACAGAGCAAUUCUUAUGUCGUCCUUGAAUAAAAUAAUCUAUUAACUGUCUCUGGUUUUUAUCACAAACAUAAUCAUCAAAUAUCACAAGUUUUUUAUUGUCCUCAUAAUCCAUUUCUGUCACUGGAGUUAUUUCAUCAUUACUCACAUGAAGUAUUUCAUAUCCUAAUUUACUACUCAACUCCCUCAUUUUUUGAAUUAAGUUUUGAUACUUAUCCUGCUCUAAAUUACGCGGAUAAAGAUAAAUUUCAUCAUAGUACAACAGCGGUUUAAUUAACAUGUGAUAUAACAGAUUAGUCUUACCACUUCCACUGUUUCCACAAAUUAACAUCCGAAAUGUAUCUAAUGGCAUGUAAGGAAAUAACUGUUUAUAUUUUUUAUCCGGGCCACUAGUACUAUCAUAGUUUGGUAUUUCCAUUUAUCUAUUUAUUAGAUAAAAUGGAUAUUGAAGAAUACAAAAAACUUGCAAGAAAUAAAAUUGAAGCUGAUUCUUUGACUAAACAGGUGAGAGAUGUAAUAAAAAUAACAAAAUGGCAAAAACAAGAUGCUCGGGAAAGUUUUAAAGAGACAUUUAAACCACUUAUUAAAUCUCAAGAUAGCAUUAAAAAAAGUAUUGAUGAGCAGCAAAACGCAAAUAUAGCACAACUUAAAAAAAAUCAACUUGCUCUUACUCAAGGUUUUGAACAGUUCAACCGAUUAGCUGAUAUGAGAGAAUUACCAUAUCCAAACGAAGAAGGUUGGGAUAGAGAUUGGUUACCAGAACCCCCUACUAAAAUGUUAAAUUUAGAAAAAAAUUUCGAAGGGAGAGAACUAGAUUUACUAAAAGAAUUUGGUUACCCAAGACCAAAUGAUCUUUUUGAAAUUAAUCCUAAAGUCUUAGAUCUAACUUUAGAACAAUUAAAAGAUAAUAUAAAACAACUAACUGGUGAAAUUAGUGGUAGAAAGAAGGCUAAAAAUCCAUCUCCAUUAUAUGAAGCUGAAACUGUAGUUAAAAAAAUGCAAAAAGGAACACUAAUGAAAUAUAGAAAUACUAUGAAAGAUUACUUAAGAUCGCUUAAAUAUAAGGUAGGCGAAGGACUAGCCCAGCGAGGGCAGGGUAUUGUUUACUUUAAUAAUCCACAAGAACUACUAAAAAGACUUGAAUUACUUGGUGGUUCAAUUCUUGCUGGGAAUAAUGGUGUAAUACCUGAGUUUUCUUAAAUUGCACAUCUUUUCAACCAAAUGAAAGUGAUCUCAAAAAAACAACUAAAUGAUUUACUAAAAAAUUAUAUAUCUUUUAAAUAAAAAUGGAAGAACGAGCUAUCCACAUUUCCUCAAUAAACAGGGAAAAAAGAGGAACAAGCAGACCUGGUGAUUUUACUAUUAAGUUUAAUCCAUCUUUGAAACUUGACCCUGAAAUGAAACACCAACUUGCUCUUGAUCGGCUGUCCAUGACUUACUCUUGGUACAACAUUAGAAGUGAUUAUGGAAACAAUAAAAUAAAAUACACUCAUGAUGGAAGGACUUGGCAAACAAUUACUUUUACAGAUGGAAUGUAUUCCUACUCAGAUAUUAAUGAUUACAUUCAUCAAUAUAUGUCUCAAAAGUCUCACCACUCAACAGAUUCAAGUGGAAAAAAGACUUAUUCAAUCAAUCUAACUUUUAUACUAUCUACCUAUCGAGUUCUCAUAUCACUUGAUGGUGAUUAUCAACUUGAUUUGAGAGGAACAGAAUUUGGAGACCUGAUUGGAUUUGAAAAGAAACUUAUUACAAAAACAGAGUAUGGAUCAAAACUACCAAAUAUAACAAAUUCGAUUGAUGUGUUAAAUAUCAACACAAGCGCAAUAACUGAUAGCAUUGUAAAUGGAAUAAAUACAAUUACCAUUGCUGUGAUACCAACAGACAAUCUCACAAGGUCUUAUCCAUUUACGUUUGAACCUAAAAGACCAUUGUAUUGUCCUGUUUCUACAUUUCACAUUGAUGAAAUGAGAAUCUAUGUGACAGACUCACUUGGUAGACCAGAAAAUUUUAAUGGUAUUGAUUGGUUUAUGACUUUAAUACUUCACUCGAUGUAAUAUAACUAUUAAAAUAAAAUGAUGCGACAAUCAGAGUUUAAAAAGAAACUUGACCCUGAAUUGGGGCGAUAUACAAGACAACACAUCUAUGGAGAAGGAAUGAUGGAUGUUUUUAAAUCAGUUGGUAAAAAAAUAUUUGGAAAGACAAUGAAAAAAGCUGCUAAAAAAGCGGUAACAGCAGCUGCAACAAAAACCGGUGAACAUGUUGGCAAAAAGGCUGGUGAUAAAAUAGUGCAAAUGUUAUCAAAAAGUAAUAAUAAACCAAAAGUUACUUUUAAUAAAAAUGUUGAGACAAUUCCAAGUGAAAAAGAGUUAAAUCAAAGUUUAAUUAACCUUCUUAGUGGAGGUUCAACACGUAAGAGAAAAUUAUAUAAUUAUUAAAAUAAAAUGAAGUCUUUUAGAAAUCCAAAAUAUUUAGACAGAUAUGAGGAUGUUGUUUUUGACCUGGAACAGACUCUAGAUACAGCUCCAGCAAAUGACGCCCACCAAACUAAAACAGGUCUUAGAUUUGUUGCUGAUAAUACAGGAGAAACUACUCCUUUUGCUUGGUAUAACGCACGAUUAUCAAUGGAUUUUAAAGUAAAUAAACUAGCAGAUGGGGGAAAUAUUGCGGUUGCUGACCAUAACGGAAUUGUAAAUGGUAGUAACUCAUUUGUAGAAAAAUUAAGUAUCCUGGCAAAUGGUCGAGAAGAUAAUAGUUGUAAUUAUGCAAAUCAUGUUGUAAAUAUUGAAAAUUUGCUUGAGUAUAAUCCUUCAUUUGCACAGAGUGUUGCUACAAACGAAUUUUAUUUUCUUGAUACUUCAAGAGCUGCAGAGGAAAGACCUGCUCAAGCAACUUAUAAUAAAGGUUUUCAUCAAAGGAAAUUACUAUUAGGUGCAUCAGCCACUGUAAACUGUGAAAUUCCUCUUAAUAGAUAUUCUUUCUUUGAAGCAUUGGAAGAUAAACUACUUCCUAAUACAAAAAUUGAGCUAAAUAUCAAAAUUGAAAAAGAUGCAAAUUUAAUUUUUCAAGGUGCUGAUGAUUGUAGAGUUAUUAUAACAAGACUACAACUUUUUAUUCCAAAACUUACGUUUAAUUCAGAAGGACAAAAGCUGUAUAUGGAAAAUUAUCUUAAACCUUACAAAUGGGUAUAUUUGAAUGAAGUUAAAGUUGAAAGGUCAAAUAAUACACAGCAACAGACAGGACAUUUUAGAAUUACAAAUGCUAUUUCAAAGCCAAGGCAUGUAUUUGUUUUUGGAAUUGAUACAGCAAGAAUUCAUGUACAAACAGCAAAUCCAUUUUUAUACGAUACUUUUAAUCUACCAAAUAAUGCUAAUAUAUCAAGAUGUUACCUGGAAGUUGCAAAUGAAAAAGGAAUAUCCAGACAUUCACUUUAAACCUUCUACAGAUAUGUCAAGAGUUUUUAGAAAUGUAAUGUCAUACGUCUAUGCAAAUAAUGAUUAUCAAGGUGGAACAUCACUUAAUAUAGGUAAUUUAAAAUCUUUAUUUCCUUUUGUUUAUUUUGACCUGACAAAACAAAAAAUGGAUAUCAAAGAUGGUGUUACAAAACUAGCAUUUCAUUACGAAUUAUCUGCUAAUCCAAACGCUGAUUAUAAUAUUUACGCAUUAGUCUUACAUGAAAGAGUAGCAGAAAUAUCACAACAAGAUGGAAAACUAUUGCUUAGGGCUUAGAUUUAAUAUAAUUCUAUAAAUAAAUGACAACUUAUAUUGAAUACGGUGUAACACUUACAGAUGGUCAAAGUCAAAAUUGGCUUCUGCAAUAUUACAUAAAUCACCACUAAUUCUUCGUUUAAAAGAUUCUCAUCUUCGAGGUUCUGAUGAGUUAAUGUUAACAAAAAGACAAAUUGAUAAAAUAAAAAAAUCUAUUGCAAAUGGCACAGGAUCAGAUAUAAAGAUAAGUAAAACUCAAAUUAGAAAUUCUGUAAAACAUGGUGGAAACUUAUUUUCAUCACUCGCAUCUCUUGGAGCAAAAGUACUACCUUACGCAUUAAAAGGAAUUUCAAAAGCUGUUCCUGCAUUAGCAACUGGUGCUGCUACUGCACUUGGAGAACUUGGAAUAAAUAAAAUAUUUGGAAAAGGAAUUACAAUUCCCCCACAGUUUUUCCCAAUGCUACCACCUCUUGCAAGAGAAUUUACCAAAUCACAAAUAAAUCAAAUUAACAAAGCUUAACAAACAGGAGGUCGACUGGUUAUUAAACCAACUCGUAAACAGAUAGAAGGAGGAUUUUUGGGUACUCUUGCUUCUAUUGGAAUUCCAAUGGCAAUUAGUUUAGUAUCUAAGAUGUUUGGUGGGGGACUUCAGGUUAAUAGACGUGGAUCAUCUAAUACAGCAAAUGUUUACGUUCCACCCACAGAUGGUGGAGGUUAUCCUUAUCGCUCACCACCCUUUUUUGGUACAUGGGAAAACCCAAUAGGAAUGGUAGUUAAAAAAAAAGGUCCAAGUCCAAAGGAAAAGGUCUACUAUUAGGAAAAAAAAACAGCCCAUUCAACUCAAUUCCGAUUCUAGGAACCAUUUGGUACUUAAACCACUAUCCAACUUUGACCUCAUGGAUUGGGUAAAGAAACUUGGUAUUAAACAUUUUAGAGGAAUAUACAGUCGUGAUGGUCUACCACAUAAGAUAAGAAAAGAAUGUGGAAUAAUCAAUCUCGAUGACAUGACUGGUCCUGGCACGCAUUGGGUUUGUUAUAGAAAUAUAGACAAUUUAGUUGAGUACUUCGAUCCAUUUGGUUUAAUAAUGCCAAAUGAAGCAUUAGAGUAUUUUAAUACUUCUGGAAAACGUAUAGUGUACUCAAUGGAUGAAAUACAAAAUCGCAAUACUGUUCUCUGUGGAUAUUGGUGUUUAUAUUAUCUGUUUGAGAGACAACGUGGUAAUAGUAUUCUAAACGUAAUACAUAACCCGCAUUUUGAUGAUGACAACAGUGAUUUUAUAAAAGAGUAUUUUUGAGGAUAAAAAUAAUAUUUAAUAAAUAUUAUUUUUUUAAUCUUCAUCAUCCGGCUCAUUCUUUAGUAAUUUAAUUCUCUCAACUUUUUUUAUUUAGAUCUUUAACACUAUCAACUAUUUCACUAAAUUUAGAGUAAAUGUCAAUAAGACGAUAAAGUUUCUUCUUUUUAUCACUAUUUAUCUGCAACCAAGAAUAGUCCUCAUUUUUAAUUUUUUCCCACAUCUCACAUUCACCAGCAAUCAGUAUUCUAGAAAGAUCAUCAUUUUUCUUUCUAAUAGACUCAAACUCAUGAUUUAUUUUUGACCUUACUUCUUUCUCAAAAUCUUUUAUUGUUUUAACAUCCAUCUUUUUUUCUAUCUCAGAAAAGAAUUUGGCUUCCAUUUACUAUAUAAACAGAUAAUUUCCUUUUACAACUUUUUUAAGUGUAUUUGAUUUCUCACUUAUUUCCAUAAGCAACGCAAAUACUUUUAUAAAUUUAGUGUCAUUUUCCAAUCUAGAAAAAUCAGCAUAUUCAUAACUCAUGUUUAGGUUAUUGUAUAUCUUUUGAAGUUCACUUUUUAAAAAAUUAGAUCUAGUAGACAUAUUUAUCUAAACAUUAUACUAAAUGACAGAAUCAUAUUGUAUUGUAGAUAAAAGAGUAACUCCUUGCACAGAGCCAAGCGGUUACCAACAAGAUAAAAGAGGUAGAACUCAAUUCUUUUGUAGAUGCGCAGUUUGUGGAAAUAAAAAAGUUAGAUACGUGAAAACUGGAACAGCUUUUCAAACUGGAAGUGGAAAAAAGAGAAAACGAAAGUCAAAAAACUAAUCAGCCCGUCUGAAGGGGUGGGCGCCUUUGAUACUGUUGUUGGUACAGCAGUUGAUGGUUUUGUUCAUUACGGUUUACCUUGGAUGGGUAAGAAAGCAGUUGAAAUGGGACGAUAUGGAGCAAGUGAGUUAAUGAGAAAUAAAAAUCUUCAGAACAAAGCUGUAAAUUAUGGGAUUAAUAAACUCACUCCAUUUAUUCAAGAUUCUGUUGGAUCAGCCAUGGACCAGUUAUCAACCAAAGUUAGACCUAAAAAGAAAUAUAAAAUUGAUAGACCAGAAUUAGAUGGGAGAGGAAUAGAUAUUCACAAGCAGAUUGGUAAAUUACCAAAACCAAAAGGUGGAUGGACCUUACCAGGGCAUAAAUAUACAGGUCCUUAAUUAGUAUUCUAGAAAGAUUAUCAAUUUCUUUCUAAGAGACUCAAACUCAUUAUUUAUUUUUGUCCUUACUUCUUUUUCGAAAUCUGUUAGUGUUUUAACAUCCAUCUUUUUCUCUAUCUCAGAAAAGAAUUUGGCUUCCAUUUACUAUAUAAACAGAUAAUUUCCUUUUACAACUUUUUUAAGUGUAUUUGAUUUCUCACUUAUUUCCAUAAGCAACGCAAAUACUUUUAUAAAUUUAGUGUCAUUUUCCAAUCUAGAAAAAUCAGCAUAUUCAUAACUCAUGUUUAGGUUAUUGUAUAUCUUUUGAAGUUCACUUUUUAAAAAAUUAGAUCUAGUAGACAUAUUUAUCUAAACAUUAUACUAAAUGACAGAAUCAUAUUGUAUUGUAGAUAAAAGAGUAACUCCUUGCACAGAGCCAAGCGGUUACCAACAAGAUAAAAGAGGUAGAACUCAAUUCUUUUGUAGAUGCGCAGUUUGUGGAAAUAAAAAAGUUAGAUACGUGAAAACUGGAACAGCUUUUCAAACUGGAAGUGGAAAAAAGAGAAAACGAAAGUCAAAAAACUAAUCAGCCCGUCUGAAGGGGCGGGCGCCUUUGAUACUGUUGUUGGUACAGCAGUUGAUGGUUUUGUUCAUUACGGUUUACCUUGGAUGGGUAAGAAAGCAGUUGAAAUGGGACGAUAUGGAGCAAGUGAGUUAAUGAGAAAUAAAAAUCUUCAGAACAAAGCUGUAAAUUAUGGGAUUAAUAAACUCACUCCAUUUAUUCAAGAUUCUGUUGGAACAGCCAUGGACCAGUUAUCAACCAAAGUUAGACCUAAAAAGAAAUAUAAAAUUGAUAGACCAGAAUUAGAUGGGAGAGGAAUAGAUAUUCACAAGCAGAUUGGUAAAUUACCAAAACCAAAAGGUGGAUGGACCUUACCAGGGCAUAAAUAUACAGGUCCUUAUAAUGAUCUUGAAAACCAAGUAAGAUACAAUCCGGAAACUGGUGAAAUAUUAGAAAUUUAUGAUCAACCAACUGGGCCAACUGAUGCUGUGGCUAUGCAGCAUGAUGUUGAUUAUAGUGUUUGUGGUGAUGACCGAAAGUGUAAAAAUAAAGCUGAUAGUACGAUGGGAAAAUCAUUGGAUGCUAUUCCUUGGAAAGAAAGGCAAUGGGGGCAUACUUUAGCUAGAACAAUAAUUAAUACUAAACAAAAACUUGGAAUGGGAACAAAAAACGUAAAGCGGCGUUGAGUAGUGAUUGGUCUCAACAAUUAGCCGACGAACUUCACAAACCAAUCACACGAAACUUUCAAAAGAGAUUAGUAGUCUCAAACGGGAUUGAUGAAAUCUGGGCUGCUGAUUUAGUUGAAAUGCAAAAGUUUAGUAGGUGGAAUGAAGGAAUUAAAUAUCUGCUGAUGGUUAUUGAUGUGUUUAGCAAAUAUGGUUGGAUUAGAGGGUUGAAAGAUAAGAAAACUGAAACUGUCAGUAAAGCAUUUGAGGACAUAUUCAAAAGUAAACGUAAACCAAGGAGGCUAUGGACUGAUAAAGGUUCUGAGUUUAUCAGUAAACAUUUCAAAGAUUUUUUGAAAAGAGAGGGAAUCAAUUUGUAUCACACUGAAAGCGAAGAAAAAUCUAGUGUUGUUGAGAGAUGGAAUAAAACAAUGAAAAACAGAAUGUGGAAAAUGUUUACAGUUAAUAACAACACUGUUUACUGGGAUACGUUAGAUAAACUAGUUAAUGAUUACAACGCGAGACAUUCUAGUAUAAAAAUGACUCCUGUUGAAGCAAGUAAAAAGAAAAAUGAAAAAAUAGUUUGGUCUAAUUGUAUGGUGAUUCUAUUUACUUAAAACCUGGUAAAUCAAAGUUUGCGGUUGGUGAUAAAGUUAGAAUUUCUAAGUAUAAGAGAAAGGUAUUUGAUAAAGGUUACACACCAAACUGGACAGAGGAAAUAUUUGUAAUUGACAAAGUUUUACCUACAAAACCUGUUACGUAUAGCAUUGUUGAUUUGACAGGAGAAGAGAUUAAGGGUUCUUUCUACGAGCAAGAAUUGCAAAACGCAAAACAAAAAACAUUUAGAAUAGAAAAGAUUAUCAGACGAGAUAAUAAGGAAAAAAUGGCACUAGUAAAAUGGAGUGGAUAUCCUGAUAAAUUUAACUCAUGGGUUAGCUCUAAGGAUUUGGUUGAUUUUUAAUACAAAUUUCGUAUUAAAAAUAAAAUCUUAUUAUCUACUCACUUUCUUCUUUAUCAGAUAAAAGUAAGUCGUCAACUACUUGAUCUGUUAUCUCUUCACCUUCAUUCUCUUCGUCAUCAAUUGUUAGUAAAGCCUCUCUUGGUUUUAGUGGUUUGACAUAGCACUCAUGUACUUUUAUUUGUAAUGAUGUUACAGUCUUACUUAUAAAGAUUCCUUCAAUUAUCAACGCCAAUUUAACAUUACAGUACUGAUUGAUAUAUUUAAAAGGAUUUAAAUCCUUACCUCCCUUUCCCUUAAACAAAGAUUAAAUUUUCUUUGAUUUUUCUGAGUAAAUAAGUUUUGCAUAUAGAACUGGUGCGGAUGAGUUAUCUAUUCUUGCUUUCUUCUUUCCUUUCUUAUCUGUAUAUUCUUCUUGUUUGAAAUAAAAUGGAGAAGAUAGAGAUGAUGCUAGAUCCGCGCCAUAUUCAUUCUCUAAAUGUUGUUGAGAGAAAGUUAUUACAUUAUUAAUAACAUCAAAAAAUGCUCUUUCUUUAGUAUUCGGUUCGCUAUCUUUAGCCCAAAGACAUACUGGCAAACUAUAACCAACUAACUUGUUUGUUUCUUGAUUUUUCUUCUCAUUAACACCAAAGCUGAAAAGAACUGGAGAUUCAACUACCAAAGCUCCUUUAUUUCCAUUUGGAUAUUUGACUUCAAUUGGAAUACGUUUGUAUUUGAUCUUGAAUGAAUUUUCUUUCCACCUGGAAGUGUAGCCAUGUAUUUGUUAUUUUUUCGUGUUGAAUAAUCAAGAGAUUCAGCACCAAGCUUUUUAGCAUUUCUGGUUAAUUUUUUAAACUCUUGUCCUGUAACAACAUAUUUUUCAUCCGGAACAUAAUCUGGAUCAACAUCAUGUCUAUAACCAUCAUCAACUAUAAAAUCCAAAUCCUCUUUUGUAGGAGUAGUUUCUCUUGAUCUUGGUUCCAUUUAUUAGUUGUUUAUACUAUUUUUUUACUGGAAACCCCCUAGUACUAUUAUCUUCAUAAUAUCCUAAUACCAGGUAAUUCAUCUUCUUCAAACUUUUUUUCCCUUUUAUAUAUUUCUUCAUGUUCAAUUUCUUUUACUUGCUCUGGAGUAUACAUAUGAGUAAACAUGAGAUAUUUACAAAAAGAAUCUAGUUGCUCAUCAUCCGCAAGAGCUUUAAUAACACCAGUAAUACUUAUCUUAGCUGUAUCAACAAAAUUCUCUAAAUAACAAUAAACAUAAUGCAACCCAUACUUAUCUUCUUCAAAAGGAAAAUCAGGAUUUGUUGUUAUAUAACCAAUAUUAUGAAAAAUACCAUAAUACCUAGCUAAUCUUUUUGCUAAUUUAAUCUUUUUCUCAUCAUUACUCUCUUUUAAUUUUUUCAUUGCUUCACUCAUAGUUUUUUUUCUUUCUUUCUCUUUCCAUCCAACCACAACUUCACAACCCUUAUCUUCUAAUUCCUUUAAUAACUCUUCCAUUUUUAUCAUAUGUUUAAAUUAAAUUUGUUAUUACUUUAAUCUUAUAACAAAAAAAUGUUAUAAGAUUAAUCACUAUCACUAUCACUAUAAUAAUCCCAAAAACUACCACCAUCUUCAUACUUUAUUUUAAACUUACUAAAAAAUAAUUCGAAAUCAUCAUAAAUAUUUUUGAAACCAGGAUAAGGAACAAUAAAAGAUGUAUCUUCAUCAUCAAAACAAGAUUUACAAAAAUUGAUAUAUUGAUUAAAAUUAAGAAAAUUCUUUUAAAUCUUAAUCAAAUUAUCAACAUCAAUAUUGUUAAUCUCGAAAUUGCUAGUAUCUUGAAGUUUACCUCUUUCUUGACCUUUUAAAAAUCUUUUUAUAAAAUACUUAAUUCUAACAACUUUUUGAUUUUAAAUUAAACCAAUAGGCGAUUCAUGAAUAUGUUCAACAAAAUACCUGAAUUCCCUAUUAAUACCUAUUAUUAAAAGGUAUUCUUUUUUAAAAUCCCUUGCAUAUUCUGGGAUUUUAUUAGUUUUUUUAAUGCAAUUUUGGAAAUUCGAAGACUGAGCCAGGAUAACCAUUUCCCUAACUACUUGAGCUACAGAAAUCACAGGUUUAAAACUGUAGAACCAACGACCCACAGUUCAACAUUUUUUUUCAACAAUAUAUCUUGACCUCAUAAAUGUUGAAUGUUGAACGUUUCAAGGCGAGAAUCCAUAGAGAGGGGCUCUAUUAUGUUCUUGCUGAACAAAACGAGUACAUUUGUCGACCAGCAUUAUUAGGGACCCUAAGCAAGGACGACGACGACGGCAGUGAAAACAUCGGUAAAAAAAUGAAUUUGCGGUCUUUCAAACUUAAUCGCGUCUAUUUGGACCCGUUCAAUAUGUCAAAUGCUGGCGAUUUUUCCUGGAGUUGAAUUCUUAAGGAUUUUAUUCAGGUUCAAAAAGUGGAACGAAAAUUCGUCGUCGUAUGACACAGUCCUCCAUAAAACGUCAAAUUAGGUUUCACGUGGUAGUCGUGCAGUGGACGUCAAAGAAAUGUACUAAAAAGCGCGAUGCACGUGCAGAGUUGCUGUUUUGAUCAUUGAACCUAUUGUUAUUUUUGAAGUCGUCGUUGUGGUGGUGGUCGUAGUUGCUUAAGCUCCCUAUCAAUACAGUGAAACCUCUAUUUAGGGGACACCCUCGGGACCAAGAAAAGUGUGCCCUGAAUAAAGGUGUCCCCUGAAUGGAGAAUGGGCUGGGGUUUGUUAAUAAUUAUCCAAAUAAUAAAAUAGUUUUCUUUUAUUCUGCCUCGGAAUCUGCUUCAGUCAUUACUUCAGGCGGCUAGAUAAUGUGUAAAAAAUAAUGAUUAACUUAUCUGUGCGAUAUUGUGUUGAAUUCCCACAAGUACUGUUCAUCUAUUUAAGUUUAUAAAAGAACUGAGAUAGUACGCGCGAUCUGAUUGGUCAAAAACCUAUGGUUUAUUAUACCGGUAAACCCAUAGAAAAAGGCAUUCGGAACAAGAGCCGUAAACAAAACCGGCUAUUGAUCUGCAAACAACGAUUUUAGAAAGGCUAAAAAACGGAACAAGUUACUUACCCAUCCCUUCUUGAAAUUAAAAAGCGUUGGUUUCCACAUUUUAUUACAGGGCGUCACAAUUGGCUAAUGCAAUAGCUUUAAAAGUAAUAAAGUACAACGCUGGAAAGCAGUUUCCAUUUCACGACGAUGCCAAAUUUCAGAGAAAGAUAACAACUGUGUGAAUUUCUGGUGUAGAAACUCUCUAGGACAACUUAACCAUGAGCCAACCAGCAACAGAACGGAUAGUUUUAUCAUUCUUGAUUUAUUCUAUGUCAAAAUUAAAUUCCUAAUCGAAAGAAAUGGUUCCAAAAAGAGAUAUCUGAUCAAGUUGUGUUAAAAAAAUCACAAAAUCGACCGCUGUAGAUUGUAAACAAGCUGUAAACGAUGAUCGACGCGCUGGGGUUUUUUUCCAACAUUUGCACAAGUUGUUCGGUAAUAUCGAUGCCAUAACCUACUUCAAACCACCCGACUUCACAAAUCGACCAAUAGUAACGCUAACGUGUGGCUACGGCAAAGAAACCUUUCUCCAGAUUUAGAGCUACCACUGACAUGUUUCCAUAGGGCCCUGUACGUAGAUAAGUUACAUGCGUCAACUUCGCAAAUGCAAGCCACGUCGUUGCCGCAGCAUUUCGUGAUCAUGAUAAAGUCCAGAAAACAGAUCUUAAACCACUACAUCUUGUAAAAAGUGAAUGAAGUCCUCCAUUACAAAAGUUGCCAGUUCCGUCCGUCUGUAAGCACGAAAUUUUUACGGAUCGACUUGACAAAAUACAGCUGGGUACAGUUUGAUGUGCAAUUUUCCACUUGUAGUAAACAAACCAUGAACGCAUUCCUUCAUUGUAGCCUCAUUGUAGCCUGAACGACAUUAUCCUACUUAGCUAAUUAUUUAUUCAUACAGAAAGAAAAUUAUAAGACGUUGUACGGAGAAAUAUUCUUCGCUCAUUAAAUUAGCAAAAUGUACAUUGAAUAUCGCUACAGAAAGAAAAUUAUUUAGCGUCUGUUUGUUUCUCUUUGUAUUCUGCUCAUUAAAUUAGACACAAAAUGCCUUUUUGAGCGACAGUCUUUCACCCAGAUGACAGUAGACUGUCUACUGUCAUCUGAGUGAACAACUGUCGCUCCAAAAAAGGCCUUAAACAGUGCCUAGGAGGUCUGAAAUGCCGUCAGUGUAAAAUUGAUUUAAAUUGAUGUCCUUUGACGAUCUUCAACCUGACGGUCCGCUUAAUAUGGACGUUAUAAUAGGGAUUUAGACAUUUCCCUUUGGUGUCCAUGUUAGUGCACUAAUAGGCCAUUCCCCUUUGCAGGUGAUAAUCUCCUUCGGAUUGGAUGGCGAAGAUCUUUCUCCGACGAAACAGAAUGUUAUCAAAGUACCAUAAGCUCUGGUCAGCUUAUUGGUCCUCACGGAGAGCUAAAAUGUGUUUACAACAGUCCGUGUUCCGGCAAAGUAGGCCUUUUGUAUUUCAAGUGCACUGAUUUUAGCGUGAAGGAAGACUGGACUACUGGCACCAACAGCUUUCAGUACACGUUCGUUACUCCUGUGUCGUCAGCUCCUUACUAUCUUUUAAGGUACCAUCUUUACUGUUUCAUGCAAUUUGCUGUCUAUACGCACGGUCUGAUUGGACGAUAACUAAUGUUUGCCCCAUGUAAAGGAAUUCCGUAUUCCGAAAUCCAGGAAAUUUUUGCUUCUGGAAUCCGAAAUCCUAGCCUUUGGAAUCUGGAAAACAGCUCAAGGAAUCCGGAAUCCAACUGACGUUUGGAAUUCGGAAUCCACGUUCCACCAACAAAGACCAUGGAAUAUCUGGAAUCCGAAUUCACGUUGAGGAAUAAUACAGGAUCCAAGACUGCCUUGGAUUCCCUUACAUGGGGCGAUAACGUGUGUUAAGCGUCACAUAGUUGAUAGGUCUGUUUUGCCCUGGCGAAAUGCAGCAUUGGUUACACAAAAAACCCUAAAGAAGAACAUCGCUGAACAGACGAGCGCUAUUAGGCAAGGUUGUCUAUUUUUUUUUUUCAUUUUUCGUUUCGUGGUUUUUUACGAAUAUACGAUGGCACCUGCAAGCAAAACUGUAAUACCAAAAAAAAGGUUUUACCCAUUGAUGGGGUCCUGGGUGUACCAAUUACAGAUGCGGGAUUUACCAGAAGGCUCUAAUACCAAUACUUUGAUGCAACAGGAAUUGGAAAAACUGGGAAACGAAAAGUGUAGGGAGAAUGAAAAAAAAAGAUAAUUUUUUUCCUGUGAUACUGCAAAUCCUGAAGCAAAAUCGACAUCCCGUGAAGGAACGAAACACGAAGGAAAGAUCGGUAACAAGCCAGGAAAUGGUAUUAAGAGGUUUUUUAGGGAAGCAACCCUGAAAUGUUUGCUUAGAGAGCACCCAAGAAAGGCCUUUCAUUUUUAUUUCUAUUUUAUUAUUUCUAUGUUAUCAUCUGCGCCACAGUGGAACAAUUAGGAAAGAAACUGGGUUAUUUAGUACUAGUAAGGAAAAAAUCUAAAACUAAGCAUACAGGACAGAGCUGAACAACGUCUGCGCAUGUCCUGAGGCGAGCGAAGUCUGGGAUCUAAACUAGUAUCGUUUGCAAAAGGAUUUUCUAAACAUCCUCACAUUUUGGCGAUUUUUACGGUGGACUCUGAAUAUUUAAGGUUCAAAUUUAAAGUAAAUGUAGAUUAUUUCAUUCUUCAUUCAAUUCUCGUUUAUAGUUUUGGAGUUUUUUUUAUAUUUUUCGCCAUGAACAACAGAAGACGCACGCACGAAACGUCUCAGCUAAAUUGGUAUCGUUUGCAAAAGGAUUUCCAUUUUCCAUUUUGGUGAUUUUUAAGGUGGAUUCUGAUUAUUUAAGGUUCCCAUUUAAAGUAAAGCGACAUUAUUUCAUACGUCAUUCAAUUCUCGUUUAUAGUUUAUUUUUUUUUAAUUUUUUUUUUAUUUUGCUAUGAACAAAAGAAGACGCACGAACGAAGCGUCUCUGCUAACUUAGUACCGUUAGCAAAAGGAUUUUCAAAACAUCCUCACAUUUUUGCCAAUUUUUUAGGUGGUUUCCGAAUGUUUUAUGGUUCCCAUUUAACCUAAAGGUAGAAAAUUUCAUACUUUAUUCAAUUCUCUUCUCCGUCUUCGUAAUUUUUCUUCCGUUUUUUGCUAUGAACAAAAGAAGAUGCGCGUUCGAAGCAAAACAUUUCUUUAAUUCCAAUGUUUACAUGUUCAAGCGUAAACAGAAAUGAACGAUGGCGUAUCAACAUGUGAUCAGCCGAGCAUCUCAUACCAGUGUCAGCAUUAAAGGAACAUUUUGAUAUUUAUGUUUAUUUUUCAUGAAUGAUGGACUGUUAAUUUGUUAUUCCUCUCGCUUUGUCUCGCUAGGUUUUACUAUAAGAACUGUAAGAACACACACACAAAAAAAAUUACUGAGGUUUGUCUUCUUUCUUCCAAACAUAUUUUCUUUACGAUGAAGCAACCUGCAUCCAGCUAUUUCAAUCAGAUUUACUAAUAAAGUACAUAGAUUACAAAACUAGGCCACCAAAAUUUCAUGUUGAAUCUAAAUAGUUUAAUUCAGUCUUGCUGUAGUGCAUGGAGCGUAUGGAAAACCAUCUUCCGCAGUUGCUCAGUCGCUGAACAACAGCAAGCCUAACCUGCCAAGUAAUUCAAGCUAGCUGUAAUCCUUGAGUUAGCUUCAUAUUACCUACCUUUUGACUAUAAAGAAAUUAAUUCAUGAAAAAGAUGCAAGUAGUUGAAAAUUGCGACUGCCAUUGAUGAGCAGCUGGGUUCUUUAUCAUGAUUUUUGGUAGUAUGAACGUGUAGUGGGGCACUUCACUUGUUUCAAUUGUGUCCUGGAGUUCCUGAUAUCUUCCUCUUUCACCAGCCAACUCAAUGUCUUCGAAAGUUAAACCUUUUUUACGUUUGUUCAAAUUAUUACCUAACUGUUGCCCAACCGAUCGAUCAAGAAUUUAUACUGUAUUUAUACACUGUUCACAAGAAAAAUAAAUAAUCACAGAACCAAAAUAUAGCUGGGUCUUAUCCAAGAAAAAAAAAAAACUUCUAAAUUCAGCUCUUAUGUAAUAUCAUUAGAAAGAAUAAACUACUUUUAAGUACAUUUUGCACACUUUGCUUAAAAAGUGAAGUGGUUGAAUUGUUUGGUAUUUUUUCUUUUAUGGGAACCAUAAUAAUUAUUUACUUGUUUCUUGAAAUAUUACAAAUAAUUUAACUUAUGUACAUGUCUCCCCUUGUCAAAGAGAAAUUACUGUUCAUCUCCAAUUACAAACUGUCUACAAACUAACACUUAAAUUAAAGAAGUGAGAACUAAAGGGUAGCAAUUUUACUAUAACGGGAUGGCAAGACUUAGAAGCUAUUACAUAACAUAAAUGAUUGGUCAAUAAAACCCUUUACUAAAGUUGAGCCAAAGAAAAAUCACAUACAGCAAAGACAGUGCAAUACAGAGUCUUAUCAGAGGUCCCAAUCCUCUUCACUCUCCAUACCAAUAAAAGGCAGCCUUUUAUUAGGGAUCUUUGAAAAACCAUUCUCAGCUUAGCUCACAGAAGCUAUUUUAUUGCAUACACCAGUAUACGACAACAGUAAAAAUUAAUGUGAGAAGAGAAAAUAGGUAAUAUAAGUAAUACAAUCGAUGCCUGCUGGUAAAAAAAGUAUCAUUGACUUGAAGUUAUCUCAAAGCUUCGUUACAAGGAGAAGCACAAUCUGACUGCUUGUAAACUCUCUUUAUUCUUUUUAUCCUUUACUCUUCCUUUAUUUUUCUCGUUGAAGUCUAGAUCCUCAUUCCUUGAUUCUUCUGCUUCAGUACAUAAGACUGUUAUGAAUGGUAAACUUUUAGUUAAUACCGACGAAAACUCACGUGGAACUCAGUAAACUUGUGUUUCUUUUCUCAAAACUUCACAAGCUUUAAACUUUAAGAGUUUAUCCUGCUAGUAAAAGGUGCAAAAAAUUUAGUAAAUGAACGGGCUUAACUAAAUAAAUAAAUUCUGCAGCUCGGCAAGCCACAGUACUCAAACAAAAUUAAGUUCUGAAGCUUUAUGUAAGAAAAGCCUUCUUUGAUCGCACUAACAUUUGUGUGUGUUUAAAAGCUUUAAUAAGCUUAACUAGGCAUAAUUUCUUGUGUGUAAUGGCAUCAUUACGCUCAUUGCCCGCUUUCGUGCCACUAAGUGAACGACCCACAAGAGUCAUCGUUCGGCUAUAUUACAAGGAUUUGCUCUUCUUCAAACGUAAUAAGGUAAUAUUAAAGUAAAUCGUUACGUGCUAUCGAAGUAAAGUCGCCAAAACUCCAGCAAUGCCCUUUUUCUCUCAGUCAUCUUUCUGCUAAAACGAAAAUGAAAAACCUUGCCGAGACGGUCAAAAGCAUUUUCCUUGGUCCCUAGUUGACUUAAAAUUCCUUAACAAGACUUGCAUGCACUUCUAAUGUAUUCGCACGCGGAAUUUCUUUUUCGUUAGCACUUACCACUGAGUUUACUUUAUGAAAUUAAUUUCACGUCGCAAAAGUGCAUCCCUCGCGCGGCUACGCUUGGUAAACAAGUGAUGACACGGGCAUGCGCAGUACGUUAUUCAGCCCUGUCAACAUACAGCGCAGCUAAAGCGAUAGGAUGAAGGGAAUAAGGCGGAAAUUUGAGGGCACUUUUUACAGCGGGGGGCAAUUAUAGCGGGCCGUCAGCAUUCUAUUUGCAUAUUUACGUGUUCGUUAACCUAUCGGAAUCUGUCCCAAAACACGCUAUCCUAUUAUCUAUACUUUUCUGUUAUUGUUGUUGCCGUGAUAACUCAUCGUGAAAUGUGGAUCAAUGGUUAAAGUUUCAGCGGCUAUGCCUGGAUUUCCUUAAAGCAUGGUGGAGGUUCAUGGGAACUGCGUAUGCAUGUAAAUCUCACUGCGAGGAAUGACACUGGGCGUUUGAAUACAUCUCCAGUGACGACCAUGACGCCAGUUGUGCGCCUCAAAUCGGGAUGUAACCACACCAUUACUAUCCCAGGUAUGCCUGUAGUCCUCUUAAUAUCCUGCUUGUUCACAUUUUUGCCUGUAUGUCCUGAUGUAUGCCCUGAGUUUUUCCAGCAGCAGCAGUUGAAACCUUUUCUUGCUGGCGUCGACGCCAGAACUGUGGACUUCUUUGAUUAUCUCUCCGGUUUUGUGGAACAAAAGUGCCAGGUCGCCAGUGAAGUCAAUAAGUCCACUAUGUAUAAAGCUUCUUUUUUUCUUCGGUAGACGAUUUAUUCCAUCACUAGAAUAUCGCAAACAACGGUGACAACAACCCUGUCUGAAAUGUUCAAAAGACAGUCAAGGCGACCACCGUUCAGACAAGCUGAUAUACAGGGUGUUUAAAAAGUUCGUUCCGAUUGUAAAUUGUAUUUUGCGCAAAGCAUUUAAUGCUUCUUUCAGCAAAUGUAAACUGAUUCAGGUGAGAAAUUUAUCUUAAUAACCGUUCAAAGCAAUUUCAAACUAAAAUUUGAAGAAAUUAUAAUUUUUUUUAAUUUUUGCCCCAACUGUACACGUACGCGAGGUUUUUCCCGCCAUACUUUUGCUGCCCAUUUUGUAGGUUUUCUAUUUUGGCAUUUUUAUCGUUUUUUUUAUUUUCUCUACUUCUUCACGAAAAUGAAGGCCUACACUGUUUGUGCUAGAGCUCGGGCAUCAAUUUUUUAUGGUCUUCUGGCCAUUCAGUCAAAGAAAAAAAUUGCCAAAUUGUCGAAGAAGUCUGAACGAUGACCCAACAAGUGAUCAAAAGUAAAGACCUUAGAAGACAAAGGAAUGGAUGGCCGUUUUUUCACAAACUGUGUGAGAAAUAUUAUCGAAAAAUCUGUAAGUAUAUGCGUAAUAAUUCCACAAAACAGAAAGGUAAAAAAAUUUCAACUUCACAUUAUCGAUCAAAGUUUCGAGUACAACAGUAUGGGGAUAAGUUACCCAAAAAAGGUGGAAAGCCUUGAAGAGAAAAAGGCAGUGCACACUUCAUGCAAGCAUGGUGUCAGAGGGAUUUACCAACUUUAUACCAAAGGAGGACCGGCCGGUAAACUUACGUGAUGUGAAACCCCUAAAGACCAUCUGGAUUAUCGUAGGCGAGGCAACAUACAAAGAUCCAGCCCCCAGAACACUGGACGAGAUUAGACAGUGACUAAGCUUCGCGUGGAAGAAUGUGACUGGGCAUGCUUUGGGAGCUCGUACAUUCUAUACCUCACCGCGUAGAAAAUGUCAGAAAACAUACAGGAAGACAUUCUGCAAAACUGACGUUGGAGUUACGAUCGAGACUGUUUCUUUUCCCAUGCUACCACUCGAAAGGGGAGAAGUUGAUUAAGUGCUAUAUAUGAUAUGCUUUCUUUGUCUGAUCAGGUAGCCUUUUUUAUUGGGCCAAUGGAUCGAGAGCCGUCUCUUGUUUGCAACACUGUAAUGCGUGUCGACCUGUGUCUCAGUUGUCAGCAUUCAGGGUACUUCAGUAUUCGGUGUAUGCAUAUGUUAGGUGAGGCCAUCCUCUUUUUCGAGCCCUGAGCACAGUACAGUGUUUUCUCUUCUGACGCCCUUCCACGUUGUCCUAACCUGAAUGUGUCCAUCUGAUAGUUCUCCGUCUCCGCUGCCACUUUUGUUGAAUUGAAAAGAAAUGUUCUGUACACAUUGCCGAUGUUUCAAGUGCAAAUCUUAGUUGUUGCCUUUCACGCCAGAAGACGGAAUGGCCUUUCAUCUUUCCUUGUAUGCGCCAUAAGCCCUUCCACACCCGGGUUUCUACCCUAUUCUGGCUUUGAAUUCGUUUUCUAGGUUUUCUUGUUUACUGGUUUUGGCCCUAUCCCAAGCCAUUAGCCUCGAGGAGACGUGGUUUAAGUUUGUUUGCCUUCUACUCUCUUAUCUGUCUGCUGAAAUCAAUUAAAUUUAAUUGAUUUCACAGCAAACCGCUUACUGCAUAAGCCAUAGAGCACGUGUUAACAGGGAAUAUCGUCUCCUGGCAACUAGAGCGCUGUCAGAAUAUGGUAAAUGAAUAAUCAUGACUACGGUAAACGAUCCGCGAAGCGCUGUUAACGUGAUUUUGCCGCACGAUUUAUACAAGUGAUAGCGGUUGUUGUUGUUGUUUUUUCAUCUUCCGUGUAUUGCACCAAAGGUUGGUCUACAGAGGUUAGUUGACAAGUGAAUCAAUGGGAGGCAGCAAAGAAGGUUCUGCUAAUAAUACAUUUCCUAUGAGUCAAUGACAAAUCUUCAAGUUGCGUUUGUUUUUCUUUUCCUCUUUAGAAGAUAUUCUAAAUCCAUUGUGAAUUAAUUCAAAAGCACAAUGAGGGUGUUAUCCGCCUCGGCCUACGGCCUCGACGCAUAACACCCUCCUCGAUCUCCAUAAUUCUUCAUAAGAUACUCAGCCUCAUUCAUUAAAAGGUUAACUAUAUUUUUGUUGUUGCAAACGUCCCUUUGGGUUUCCUCUGUAUUUCUAGAAAGUGUUCCUUCACGGUUAAAUAUUAAAUUGAGAAUCACAUCUUUUCUUACUUUUAAUUUUGCUCAGUGACUGAUGCUGAUAACGACGAAGUUCGCUGCCGGUGGGCCAAGGGAUAUGAGUGUGGUGGUAUCUGUGGAGGAAUGCCACAUGCCUGGAUGGAAUAUGUAAGUACCCUCUGCCCUCAUGCGGGACGCGCGGGUUGGAGGGAGGUGGCAGUUUGGACAGAUGAUGAAUUCUCGGUUGGGUGUUUGAUUCCUAAUUAUGUUCCAAACUAACAAUCACUUUACCAUGAUUAAUAACUUUUUCUAGAACAAACCCCUCCGAGUAAUGUUUUAUGCUUGACAUGUAAAAGAAGACAUAAAUAGGGACUUGUAUCAUGUCAUCCACAAGUUUUACAUUUAUUGUUGAAAAAAUGGCUUGACCACCUGCUACUUAUGACGUCAUAUCUCGUAACCAUAGUAACUGACCAUCACUAAACUUGUCUCAAAAUGCGCGUAAGGCAUAAACGAACAGCUACUGAAAACUUGAGGUGCUGAGGUUUUGUCGUCUAGGAAGAAGAAAUAAAAAAAACUCAAAGGUGGGAGGGGUCUGCACGAACUGAAUUAUGUGUAAACCUAUUUGUUUCCAGUCGAUGGACUAUUAGUUGCUAUUAGUUGUAUAGAUUGCAUUUCAUAAGAUAUUAAUGACAUCAUGGUUUGCACAGCGCGAGUGUAAGAUCACCUAUAGCGCAGUUUACCACACUGGUUAUUAUGGCGUCGCAGCCAUGAUCGAAGAUUUUGCCAAGCCAACUGACACAGAGGCCUUGAGUAGUAUACCGCUACAGUUCUUGGUGUACGUUUUCAAUUCGAAUGAAGCGUGCGACGAACGUCCUGACUUCACGGAGGAGACGCGUCCAAAGGGGUCUUGCAUUGGCAUUCCACCUGGAGGAACGUAUUUCGAUCGAAUCAUCGUGCGAGCUGGAGGACCAUCAAAGAGGUGACGUAAAGAUCUGGUUAUGUGUUGUUGUUCUUGUUGUUUUGUGUGUGGAUAUAGUCUACCUUUGCCUUGUGGACGUUUUACUGAAAAAAUAAAUCCAACUAUAAAGAACUCACGCUGUACAGACUUAUACUAUACAGAGCGUGGUGAGAUUCAUUUCUUUUCUUUUUUUUUAUCUGCUGCUUUCUCGCUUUUGUUAGUUUAAUGCAUAUUCUUUUGCAUAUUUCUGAAUUUAAAAUCUUUUUUGGCCCACGAAGACCAGGGGCCAGUCGCAUAAAAACAGUAAAGUUGGACAAAUCAGCUACCAUCUGCAGCUAAACCCAACUGAUGAUAGAAGUAUUAACGGCUGUAGUAUUAACAGCUUCAUAAAUAUCACUGACUCCCCUGAAUCUGCUACCACCCCCUCGGGGGAUUCAAAGACGCCUUUUCAGAGGUUAGUUGCAUAAAUGGUUACGUCAGACGAAAACGCUAAGGGCUUUCGGUUAGCCCACUGAAACUCUUUAUUUUUACGCCAGACGAUAGUAGUAACCUAUGACUUUAACUUUUAGGCAGCUUAUGUCCCGGCGUUCUAGCCUCUCUGCCAUUCAAAAACCUGUCCAGUCCGUCCAAAUAUUUUCUCUGCCAGGGUUGGUUCGACAGUGAAUCUGUUGAAACCAUAUCAUCUUUAUUUACUUUUUUUUUUUCGUUUUCAAGGAAACUGUUUUCUGCACCCCAAUACUUUCUGGCCAUUACGGAUACUAAAAAGCUUGCGGACACGAGGGUGUCCAAAAUUAUGGGAGUUUACUGGAGGUGAAAAUCAACGAAAAUCUUCGAAAAUCGACUUGUUCCAAGCAUAAAUAGUAGUCUUUCCAUCUAUCACCAGCGUAGGUAGAUGUCAUUCCGAAUCAUUACUACAGGAAGUUACAUCGCCAUACUUCUUUCCAGUGAAUUUGUUGAAGGUGCUAAAAUCACUAUCGCUCUUGCACGUAACCUCGUCUGUUUCAUUGAUUGUUUGAGCCCGAGUGUUGUACCCGGUAGGGAAACUUAAAUUUGCACAGAUGAUUCCUCUGCGUGAAGUCGGAAGUUAAUUUACUUGAUUAGUUAAUAAUCCAUUUUCCUUUAUACUGGCUUAAUGUGUAGCGGUGAAGCUAUGGUGACGUCAGUGUUUACGAUGAAGGGUUUGAUUGGUUUCAGCGAUAGAUGCAAGCUGAUUUGUCCGACAUUAAGUUUUAUGAAACUGGCCCCUGAGGUGAUAGAAAAAUUAAUAGGUAAGGUUAAAACGUGGAACUUCACAUGGGACGAACCUAUUUCUACUGAGCGAGAAAAAUAGAUUUUGCUCAUUGGUAUUAGGUUCAUCACAUGUGAAAGUCGUUGUUUGACCUGGGCCUCCACCUCGUGGUUUAGGUCUACUAUUGUCUUCAUGAUUGAGUUGUUGGUGGAGCCUGCACUUAUAUACCUCAUUUACAAAAAGCCUGCACGUACGUAUUUUCUUGAAUAAUAGCUGAACCUUGUAUAAGCUCCCUUACUCUCCUUUCUUGAAAUACAUGAAAUGAUCAUCUCCUUGUCAUAAUUGCCAUCACCCUGUCAUUCUGUCACAGUUGUUGUUUCAACUGUUCUUAUGAAGUUCUAUCCAGAGAGACUUAGAGCUCUUUGGAAAUUAGAGCACUUAAAAAAACCUGUUUCCAGAUCGUUUGCUGAAAAUAAGUAUUAUACGAAGGACUUCUAGAGAGUACAUUUAAAAUCAUCGCCUUGUUCAAUUAAUUGUUGUCCCUCUAAUAACCUUCCAUGAUUUGAGGGAAAACGGUAUAAUUGAUCUGAUAUUAACAUGUAUGUCUUCGUGGCGCAGAAUCGUGGAGGUAACGACCAACAGCCCUCAAGGUUUCAUCAAAUCUCCAGUGGCUCUUUAUGCACCGCAGGAGUAUUACGUCAAUGUCACGUGGACUCCAACGUCAUCGAAGAUAGAAACUAAGAUAUUUUGUUUUACUGGAUUGGAGGAUACUGGGUAAGGCAUUCAUUGAAAUCUCAUGCGCUAUGGAGGCUAUGAAAUCUAACAGUGUCCAGUAUUUAACAAAUCAGUGAACAGCAAAUUUCGCGCGUUUUGAUUGGCCCCCGUAAGUCGGAAUAUCCUUGGCUAUUCACUGUUUGCGACCGGAGACAAAAUGGCGUCUCGUUUCGAUACAUUUUCGAAAGGCGAAAGUUGAGCGAUAAAUGAAGCAUUCGUACAAAUACGAAGAAAGCGACGAACUUUGGCUUGUCAUUGUUUACUGGUGGGUAGAAAAUUAUUUUCGUGCUGAAUUUGCAAAAAAAAAAAAACGCAGAAAGGCACUUGACGAAAUCCCCGAAAUGUUUGUAAAUUGUAAACGAAGUUUCUACUAAGUGACGUUUUUAGUGUACAAAAAGUUACCUUUUUCAUUUUUAUCCAACUGAUUUGGUAAAUACAGAAACAACUAUCUCCCUCAGGGUCAGUGAACAGCGCUAGAAAUAUACCGAGACGGGGGAUAGUUGUAUAUAAUGCCAUUUUUUUCUUUUAACCAGUACAUAUGCCCUUUUACUGGAUUUGCGCCUGGAAGAAACGUUUGGUCUCAUCGCCAGCAAAUUAACGGAAAUUAAACACAACAGAAAUGUGCUUAUCAACUGCUAAUUUUUCAGCUUUAAAUUCGAGCAAAGAUUUCAUGGAAAAGACAUUUUCGGGCCAAAUGAAUAAACGAAUUGAUAACUUAAGUGCAUGUACUACUUUUAGUGUUAAAUUUAUACUCGCCAAUCGCAUCGAAAACAAACAUUUCCAAAAAUCCUGUUAGUCUUUAAGCAAACAACGCUGUCCUGUCUUGUGAUGUAUAUGCUCCUUUCGUUGUAUAAAUAAGGGCUAAAAGUAUACCGGUCAUAUGAUGUUGCCAUGUUUGAGGAUUUUGGGGAGAAUCUCUCUCGAACGUUACUUAAAAUUUUCAAGAAUAAAUGAAUGAAUAAAUAAAUGAAUCAGGCCUUAACCAAACGCUCUGAUUUUAAAAUAUUUGUCGUUAAUAUUGUUUACAGGAUAACAACAGACCAGCGAUGUGUAUCACUGCUUGUAAGAGGUAAUACCAGUUACCAAUUGAAAUUCGAUUUAAAAGCAUGUCUAAUAACACAUUAUUUAUUACCAAACAAUUAUAAUAAGUAAAUUGUGUUCUCGGAGGGUGCCCUUGGAAAUAGAAAGCUGUAGAACAUGCCACGGAUGCCGCUGAUACCGUUUUGAUUCAAGAAAUAUUGUCAUGUGCCAAUAGUAAAGUAAUCUUCUCAAUUUGACAGUCACCUCUGCAUGUUAACUGUAAAAGACAUCAAAGGAGCUUAAAGUAGCUGGGUAGAAUAAUGGAAGUACCCCGAGAAUACGAACUGAAAUCCAAAUCCAAGCCCAUAUCCUGCAUGCACUGAAAAAGUAAGGCUCUUUUAUCCAUCCAUCAUAGGUAAGGUGUCGUCUGUCUUUGAGCGAUUUUUUGUUUCUUUUUGGCAGUUGCUCCACCACAAAUCGUGUCUCUUUCGCCGAUUGGCGAAGUUCUUCCAAAGACUCGAAAGUGGAAAAUAACGUUCGACAAACAGGUAAACAAGCUGCAAAAUGCAGAGGAACACCGAAAACUUGAAUCAGAAUAAAGGGAUAAGAGUUGAUCCCAUUUUUUGUGGUUUAUUUUCAGUUGCUGAGUAUUAGCCGGUUACUGGGUACUUCUGAAAGACAGAGGGAAGGGUAUAAGUUAAUAUAUAAAUUAUAACCUGAAUUAGAGUACUUUAACUGUCUAAAUGGCACUUUGAAUAGUGCAUCUAAUGGUGCCCGCUUACCCGAAAAAAGGCAAAGAAAAUAAUUGACGAACGGCAAUUAAACCUGGAAGAUUUCAAUAAACCAACUCAUUAACUACAAGAUAACGUCGAAAACAAUGCAAUCAUCGAAUACUUUUUUUUAUUAUUUCUUGUUUAUUCACAAACUUUGCCAAGGGGCCUGGAUAACUCACGUAGCAUCCUCCCCCCCCCCCCCCCCCCCACCACCACCACCAAAAAAAAGGGAAAAGGUGAGAAGGAAGGAGUGUGUGCUUACAAGAAAUUGUACUUAAACAUCUAAGUUUCUUUCAAGGGCUAUUUUCUAUAAUUUUUGUUACAGUUUGUGCGGCCAACGCGUAGUAGUUAUAUCAGGAUCCACCAAUCAGACGGCACGGUGGUGUUCAGUGUCGACGUCGCCAUCACAGCCGCUGUGUUGUAUCCUGUUGGAAGUCUGGGACGGACUAUAGAGUUCACAACUUCUGUGGUCUUUACGGAGAAGGAAACCUACUAUGUGACUUUGGACCCAGGUAAUUUUUCCCUUUACCAUUAACAUUACUCGCGAGAAUAUGCAUGAAUAUUUGACAUUAGACAUGAAUUAAAAAAAAAAUUAAGACAACUGCAGUUAUUUUCACAAUCUAUUACCGUGCGAUACACAUUGCGCAGAGCGGUUAUUGUUCUCGGGACAAUUUACUUGUAAUCUAGCUGGAAACAGGUCUGUAAUAUUACAGGUGAAGCGUGAGCUAAAUCUCUCUCACUGGUAGAAGUCUGCAGCGUUCUAGCGAACUGAGGUAUCAAGCAAACGUCAUGACAUGGUUCGUACAAUACAGUAUAUACGUUAAGGAUAACGUUUAUACUUGUUGAUUCGUCAAAGGUUGCUCAAAGUCCAUAGAUGUGCAAUUUUUACAUAUCUAAAACGCGAAUCUUGUACUAAAAAUAAGUCCAUACAGGGCCUUUGCGGUAUAGGGUAAAUUAACAGGAACGACAAGUUCCCUGUAUGAAUGAACUCGUUACAAAAGCGAGAAGAAUCAGUAGCCUCUUUAAAUUGAGAAUGCUCUAUUUUGCAGGUGUAGCUAAAGGUGUUACCUACUGUGGUGCCGAGUCACCGCCUGUCAGGGAUCCUUUUACAUGGAGCAUUCAAAUAAGUACGGUGUUUACGCAAUCAUCAUCUUCAUCGUUUAUAUUCAUCAAAGUUAUCAUCAUGAUCACAUUAGCAUGGUCAUCGUCAUCAUAAUUGUCAUCGUCGUUUUCACGUUGAUGAUGGUGAUGAUGAUCUUUAACGUCACCAUCCCCAUCCCAAUCACCAUCCCCAUCUCCACUCCCACCCCCAACACCUACGCUAUCGCCAUGCCCAUCACCAUCUCCAUCACUAUCACCAUCCCAAUCUCCAUUCCCACCCCCAUUACCUACACUAUCCCCAUCCCCAUCACCUUCACCAUCCCCAUCCCCGUAGCGAUCACCAUUAUCACCACCAUGAUUAUCAUCAUUGUCACCAAAAUUGUUGUGGUCAUCGGAAAACAUCAUCGUCAUUGUCAUCGCCCUUCUUCAUCUCCUUUUCCUCCACCUCCUCUUUAUCGUCAUCAACAACGUUAGCAAUGUAUCGUCGUCAUCCUCCUCCGCCUUUUCUUACUCAUCAUGAUCAUCAUAAAAACUAUCUUAACUAAGCAUUAUUUAACUGCUGACUUUAAUAAUCAUUAGUAUUGUUGAUUAGUCACUCACUUGAGAAUAGUUAAAUGACUGAGCCACAUAUCACUGUUCCUUCACAGAGGAUGUAACUGCUCCUGUGUUAACAUUUGUCAACGCUCCUUCUCGCUCUGGUAGUGACGUCAUCAUCACGUGGUCAGCAAAUGAGAAUGUUUCUGCUCAGUGCACAGUCCAAACACCAACCCAGAUCACGGCCCAACCGUGUAAUAUGUCUUGGAGUGGAACUAAUCUUAGCGAAGGCUAUCAUAGCAUUUACGUCCAACUGACGGACUGGGCGGGAAACAUAGCGUCACCGUCCAGACACUCCUGGUUUGUAGGUAAGGCACAAUACUGUAAUUUAGUUACAAGAUUCAGACUUUUGAACUUCGUGGACUGAUAUUGCUCUUGUACGAAAUGGACCCUGAUGUAUAGACUUGAGGUAUUUUAAAGGAAAGGUUUCAACAAAGCAUAAAACAGUCUUCCUAAUAAUAUGAGGGAGCUUAAGCAAUCACUGCCACGUCGACAUUUGUUUCUUUUCCAAACAGUAAUAUCAGAUUGUCUACAACUGAUCGAGUAAUGUACAAGGACAAUGUGAUCAUACUGGGAAACUAGCAUAACAGUUAACUUCUAUGGGAAGUUAAUAUUGUAUUUAUUCACACUUGAAUUGUGCAGUUAAACGGGAGUGCAGUAAAAUUAGGACAAGCGACAUGACCGGAUACUAGAUAGAUAUAGUCCAUAUGAAAAGUACAAAAACCUUGCCAAGUAAAACUGAAGAGCCAUUUCAAAUUUUCGUGAAGGGAUGUCCUGUUUUUUGAUCAUGUCAGCUUUGAUUUUCUGUUUUCUUCCUUCCCUUUUCGUUCAGAUCGUACACCUCCUCAGGUGACCAUCACCUCCCAACCAACUUCACCAAGCAAUCAAAACUCAUUCACAUUUCGAUUUUCCUGUGGAGGCACAUGUUCUUUCCAGUGUAGUGUGGCACAGAUGGGGAGCAGACCGGCUUUUACUCAGUGUAAUUCAAAUAGAUACACGGCCAGCAGCCUUCAGAAUGGACUGGUGUAUGUGUUUCAAGUCCGUGGAACUGACGAUGUAGGAAACCAAGGAAGUUCCGUGAAUUACACAUGGAAAGUUGGUAAGAAGCCUGUUUAGUUUCUGAUAAUUUUUUUGCAACCCAAUGAAGAGACUGUCCGUCUAACGUUUAGUCCAUUUUGUUCACUGUUUGUUUGUUUGUUUGUUUUUUUUUUCAAAUUUAACGUUGGGGAAGAAAUUCCUUUCUGAUGACAAAACUGCAGGUUUAUGGCAUGAAAAUAGGGGAGGAGGAUGGGGGAGUUGUGAAAGCAUUUGCCUGCUGCCGGGAUGACCCACUUUCGUAUCCAGAAAGUGACAACAAACGUGAGUUUGUUGUUUGUCCUCGGCCCUCUUCCGGGAGGUUUUUCUUCGGGAACACCGAUGUUCAUCAGAAGUAAUUUCCCAACGUUAAAUUUAAAAAUAAAACUGAACAAAAUGGACUAAACUUGAGAUGAACAACCGCUUUGGCGGGCUUUGGGUGAUUCAAACGUAUACGAAAAGAAACAUGAUUGAUGUUUUUUGACUUUUGCAAAAUUGACGGGAUUUUAACGAUUUCAGGGAUUAUUUUCAAUCCAUUUUCAUUUUGUCCAUUUGUGCUUUCCUUUGUUUAUAAUUUCCUGUUAUUUAAGGUUAAUUCCUACACCAAAGUGACAAUGUUUUAUGUUCUACACAAUUUGGUGUCCAGCAUUCGGUUAUGUUCUCCUCUAAUCCUCCUUAAGCUCAGCUGAUUAUAGUGAUCGCGAGAUCUUCCAGCGUUUUCGAAGAUAGCCCUGUUAACAACAACAUUAUUAGUAGUAACUUUUAUGUGGGAGGAACGACGUGAACCUUUUCUCUUUGGUUGUCGUUCAAUAGAUUUACAGCCACCAGCCAUUUCAAGUAUAACUGUACAAAGCGCAGAUUGCACGUCAGAUCUUAGUCCAUCAGCUCUUGGAAGACCCUCUGUAAGUGACAAUGGAGGGCCAAAUAUAACACUAACCUACACAGACAUCCCUGGAGGUAGUUGCAGCUUUCAAAGGAAAUGGACCGCAACAGACCUAGCAGGGAACAGCGCCUCUAAAAUCCAGGUCAUAAAUCUUAGUAAUAUACAAGCACCUACGGUGAUUUAUAAUGCAAAUACUACUAUCGCUUGCGGAAGUUUUGAGGAGCGGCAACAAGACAUGCGCGAGGCAAUCAACGUCACUCAUCCCUGCAAUCGACCAAUCACAAUAACGCACGUGGAUUCCGUUGCUAGCAUCCUUUGCGGUACAACGGUCACACGCACGUGGACGAUAGCAGAUGACUGUGGCAAGCAAGUGUCGAUCGGCCAACGCAUACGAAUUUUACCGCUUCAAUUACCAGACUAUCCAAAGAAUGGUCAGGUCAAUGUGGCAUUGAGAGAAGCACUGCGUUGGCCGCAAUAUCCAGGAUCUGUCAGAUACAAUGUUUACCUCUGGCGAUACGGUGAUGCAAAGCCCUCAUCACCAACCACCUGGUAAGCUUGAAGUCCCCUUCGUGGCUAAAACUAUUUUUUGUACUUCUUCAAACUCUGUUGCCGGGUUCUGGUUAUUGUCUGUGAAGGCCGGCUUAAACCUCAGGCUCGGUUCACCGUUAGCAAGUUGGGGAUUCGCAGUUAGUUAUGCGGAAACAGGGAAAUUUGAUCGUUAACCUAAUUUUCUUUCUCAUUUUUAGGACCCGCUAUUAUCGAUCUUACAGUCCUCACGCAGGCUAUCCAGCUGACAGUCGUUUACUAUGGAGAAUUGAAUACGUUCUUAGCUCUGGUGCCUUGAUUCCAAGUCCAGUCUGGGGAUUCCAAACCAGGGCGUUUCCUGACUUUAAGGUAGAACAAGUCCUGGCACCACCAAAUACCUUCUCGGGUCAAACAUUCGAAGUGUCGUGGACUGUUCGAAAUAUUGGCAAAGUGGGCAAUUUGUUGGUCACGUGGGUAGAUGCUGUCUUUAUUGGCAAAAGCACAGACUUCCGCAGGGCAAGGUAAUGUCACAUUUUUGCUGAACUGGGGCGGUUGACAGAUACAAUUUUAUUUCGUCCGUGUUCAAGAAGGCUUGAGGCCAGAGUUACCAACCUUCUUUUCAGUUGUUUUCAGACACUGAGUGUUGAUUGAGCGUACGUUCCUCCUCUAGCCAACCAAGUAAGCUGCGCGGUGAAAGAGGUGCUUACAAUCAUUCUGAAAUGGUUUUCAGUUGAGAAAUGUUUAGUUUGAAUGGUUUCAUCGUCCGAUUUUCGUAUACUGAGAGAAAGAGGCUUUGACAGAUAGAAGCGCUUUGUUAACAGUUCAGGGCUUUCAAUAAGCACCGACGGCCGAUGAAACACGUCGGCUACUUUGAUCAGAGAAGUCCGCUACUUUUUUCUAUAGAAAGAACUGGGAAGCAACCAGUUUGAAUAACGUCAUAAAUAAAAAAAGGGUUCAUAAAAUCUGAAUGGACUGGUUUUACGUUAUGCUUUAGUCAUGUAGACGCUAUAUUUUAGUCAAUUUUUCAGAAGAUUAAUAGGCUUACGUGCAAAGUAGGUAAUUUAGUUUUCAUCAUUCGUUCAUUGGUUGUAGGAAUUGAUUGAGUAGCUGAUGCAUCAAAACUGGAAUGAAAGCUACAUAUUUUGAAUAAAAAACACACUCUUUUGUCCUCAAUUUAGUAUUAGAACGUUGAAAAUCGCAUUUUAGGGCUUUGAAAUUUCAAAAUAUUCUGGGGAAGUACGCCCGCAGAUCCCCCUAGAAAAAGGGGGACUAACGGCCCCUUUUUGUUACAGUCGGAUACUAUAACUUUUAAUUUAUGCUUUUUUUGUUUUGUGUUUUGUUUUUUUUUUUUGUUUGUUUGUUUUUUUACAGUUUCUGCUUAAUUUUUAUACUCUUAUAAUCAGAAGAAUUCACUUGAAUCAAAUUUCGAUUAAUUUGAUCUUUGGUGGUUUUAAACAGCUGGGUUAGGAAGUUAUACAUAUUGUAAGAAGAGGUUUGAUGCUGUUCAAUAUUCCCUUUUUUAUUUAUAGGUUUGCAACCUCCGUACGUCACAGAGAGAUCCUUUUCCAAAGCGAUGGCUAUACUUCCAAGGGGACAGUUCGUUUGAGGGUGGAUGAGUUCGGCGUGUUUUAUGUCUUUAUUGCUACGGACUGGUAUGACAGGGUAGGUAAUUAUGUACUCAAUGAAAAUCUACUGGUUGUAGAAAUCUUUGCCGUCUGUAAGUGAGGGGCUUAGCUCGUGAAAAAAAGCCAUGAACCUACUAUAAUUGCAAAUACAGUGGAAGUUACCCUAACGGACAGCUCUACUUAAGUUAAGCGGACAGCUCUACUUACAGCAGCCUUCACAAAACCCCGUUUUUCUCAACUCGCAUACAUACUAUCAGGAGAAACGUUGAUUUUUACAUUCCCGUAAGCGGGCAGCUCAAGUUACGGACACCUUUUUCUCGUCCCGAGGGUCUCCGCUUACGAGAGCUUUUAUAGCGAAUGAUAGAGCGAUUUUCGUAUGACCUUGAAAAAUGGUUUCGGUAAGUGUUCUUUAUUUGUUUUAUUAGCCAAUAGACGAAAAGAUCAAAACAUGGACUCUUCGUUUUCCCGCCAAAGAAAAUCCUAAUAUGGGAAAGGCAUUGUUCGAUUAGCUAAUCGAGUUGCAGGAUGACGUCAAAGGAAAGUAUCGAUGAAUUUCCAGAAAGUUCUCGGGCAUAAAGUUUUUUCACCCGAGCGUUCGCUUAACCAACCAAAAUCCACGCGCGUUUGUAUCUGUUCGAUAAACCAAUCAAAUCACUCCAUUUCCGUUCGUUUGUUGUUUCUGUUUUGUUUGCGCGUUUUCAUUUCAAGGUCGUACGAAAAUUGCUCUAAGCAAAAAUUAAUAAACUAAACGAACUAAACUUUUGCUUUGAGGAAGCGUUAAGAGAGUUUUCAUUUUGUUGUUAUUAUUAUUUAUUUUUAGAUAUUUGACAUGGAUCGUUCUAAUGAUGUGCUGUUGGGGAAUAAUCCUGUUCAAGUGCUGCUCACUCCACCUCCCAACCUAAAAGUGGAAAAGAUCGUUGUUCCCAGUCCAUCCUUCUCAGGUAGGAUUGUUAUUGGUACCAGGAGGUAUUCUAUGAAGUUCUGGGCGAUUGUGUGAGACCUUGGAAUCCUUUGCCUACACCUUACCUUGCUCAGUUUCAGCUCACAACCCUAUCCAACACUAGGCAUCAAAAAUCAUUCUCUUUGCCGUUCUGCUCACAACUAUCAAUUAAGUACCUGAUGGUUCAUGUAUUUCGCGUAAGUGCAGAGCUCCGAGAAAUUCCUUCGUCACCCUUCGCUUAGGGAACAUGAAUGCGUCAGGAAUUUAAAAUGGCAUACCACGUUUGCUAUCUCUACCGUUUUCGUCUGCAUUUUUUCCGCACUUAAUAAACUCAGCACAAGAAACUGGUCUAAUUUGUUUCUUUAUAAUCUUUUCCACUUUCCUAAAGGCAAAGCAAUUGUUUUGACUUGGUCUGUGAAGAACUAUGGGAUGGGUGUAACUGCCUACGAUGCAUGGUACGACAGAGUGUACCUGUCCAAGGAUAACAACCGAGGUUGUAUUUACAAAUACUAUAACACAAGAUUGUGCUAUUAUGAAAAUAACUGCUGUUAACGCAAGGGGAUUUUCAUCAGUCUGAUGACACGGGAGCAGUAUUAAGAUAGGGGCGGAAAACGGUUAAGGGGUGGGUGACUGUGUGAAUGGCUGAUGUCACUUCUGAGGAAACCGCGUCUUUAUAUUUCAUUGUUUAUGUUUGUGGACGAUCAAUUUAAGCCUGCAGUAUUAUUGUCUCAUUAUGUAUCAGUAGUGCUUCCAAUUUCCCUUCCUUAAAUGGUUACAGUUGUUUGAAGACUAAUUGAUCUUACAAGGUAUGUUAACUAUUUUAGAUUGGUCUGACUGGCUGUUGGGCACCUUCUACCACCGUGGAGUGUUGCCAGUCGAUGCGAGCUAUACAACAAAGAGAGCCGUCACGCUUCCGCACGCAAUUUCUGGCAAUUUUUCCAUUCUUGUGAUAACUGACGUUUAUAACUACGUAUACGAGCAUAACGACGAGGAUGACAAUCUCAAGUCACAGGUACAAACAUUUAGUCUCGACUUGUUAUGAUUGUAUUGACAGCGUCAUUUUGAUAGUAAGGCGUAUAUCACACACCUGGAUACGCUUCUUUUUACCCAUAGGGCGUUGUCUCCUUUAACGUUCCCCCCCUACCCCCCUUCAGUGCAAGUACUCUUGCUGCGUUGCUUGACAAGCUGCAUGACAUGUUGGUUAGUGACUAAUACCCCGGCCCGAAACAAACGUAUUUUCCAGCUGGAAUCCCUUCCCUUUUCACAGGGAGGUUCCCAGGGGAUUGAAACGUCAGUCACUCAACAAACAUCAGGGGCGCACCUGGCAAUUGUUAAAUUACAGUGUUUGACCCUCGAUGAUCGUUUUUUUUUUUUUUCUAUUUUAUCAUAGUACUUGAAAAUUGACUUAAGUCCUCCGCCAGACCUAGUGGUUCACUCUAUUGCAACAGCGAACCAAUACUACACGGGGGAUGCGAUGAAAGUGCAGUUUAACGUGUCUAACGAAGGACUCGGGGAACCUUUUUACCAUUGGUGGAGAGAUCGUGUGGUGAGUAUAGUGGGGAUAACUUUGAAAAAAAAAGUAUUUUCGCCUUUUUUGGCAGGAAUCGAACCAGCGACCUCCCGCUCUACAAUCAAGCGCCCCGCCGACUGAGGUAAUCCUGCCGCGUCGUUGACGAUAUUUUCAAACAUUUAUUUCCCAACUGGUAACUUGACUAUUGGAGUAUUUUUUUUGCUUUAUUUUCAGACCAUAACUAGCGUUACAUCAAAUUACCACGAAUCCCUGGGAACGACCUAUUUUUCGGGUGUUUUCCCUCCGCUGUCAAUGUACUCAAGGACACUCUAUCACAUGAUUCCUCCCAGCUGGCCGACUGGACAAUACAACAUCACUGUAGCGACAGAUUAUUUCAAUGAUGUUUUUGAAUACAUCUUUGAUAACAACAAUGCAAAAACUGUUCAAGUGAACAUCGUGCAGAAGUUGCCUGAUCUUACUGUAACGUAUGUUAACGCUUCUGAGACUGAGGAUAUCAUACAGGCUUAUGUGAGAGUAUUGUUCUUAGUGAAAAACGUUGGCCCGGGAAAGACCACCGAGGCACCGUGGGUCGAUGCAGUCUACAUCUCGCCACAAGCUGAUUUCUAUCGACCAAAUGCGGUAUGGCUAGGCGACUUUCCUCGUAGGAUCAACUUGGAUUCUGCGAAUGAAUACAGUUUGGACACAGGACCGAUAAGGAUUAACAGAGAUAAUUUCGGCCAGAGGUACAUUCAUGUCGUAACCGACGUCUAUCAGACCGUCGCCGAGCAAAACGUCUCAAACAACAUUAAGUCUUCCGCAAAUGUCACAUUUCCUCAGGUUUUGCCUGAUUUAGUUGUGACAAAUUUCUCGUUGGUGGGAAAGAAUACCUUACUUAGCGAUUCCGACAUAUCCUUGUGGUGGACGGUCGAAAACAACGGGUCCGGAAGUACCCUGUCAAAUUCCUGGCAUGACACUGUUUACCUUUCGACUUCUCCGAUAGUGGAAGGAAAUUCAUCAAAAUUGUCCGUUGUGUACCUCAGUCCAAUACUGUCCCCUGGACUAAGGUACAACCAAGUUUCAUCCACGAGGCUACCGUCAAACGUAGCUGGAAAAUACUAUCUCAUUUUGCAGGUAAAUGACGGCGCAUAUCUAACAGAGAUAGACGAUCGCACGAAAAACUCAGCUUGGGUGUCCAUAAGGAUUCUCCCAGCACCUUUGCCAGAUUUGAAAGUCGUCAUAGUUUCCUUUGUUUUCGUAGCAGAACGUCGUUUGCUGACGGUUUCCUGGAAAGUUUCAAACAUAGGUAGCUGGAUGCGUGAGAGCUAUUCAUGGGCAGACAGAGUUGUUCUUUCCCCAUCAAGAGGCAAGAUCGAUCACGCUGAUGCUCGCGUGUUGGCUUCCAAAACUGUCAUUGCUAAGCUUGAUGAGAAUCAAGAUUAUGAGCUCUCCGUUUCCGUUCAAAUUGAGAACACCAUUAGGGGAAGAUUUUAUGUUAACGUGAUAACAAAUGUAGAAAAAAGCGUGACGGAAGUUUCAGGAGUUUCCAAUAACAUUGGUGUGGCGGCAGAAAUUUUUACCGUUCCAAUUCCCCCUGAAGCAAGGCUAAUUUUAAGUAUCGUAUCAAUGCCGCCUAAGAUUACUUCGGGUAUUCCCUUUUCCAUCACAUUUCGUGUAACCAACGUGGGAUUUGUUACGACAAGCAAGACCUCCUGGACUGAUGCACUGUAUGCUUAUACCAGGAACGAUGCAAAUAGAACAGACGUAAUUGAAAUGGGUGUGAAGCUUAAAGUUUUUUCCCAUAUUGGGGCCUUGUCGGCUCAGGCUUUCUACGAAGUGACAUCCAGCAUCACUGUUCCCCAUGGACUAAACUCCUCAGCAUUCAUCUAUGGUUUUGCUGAUAUAUUCAAUCCAAAAAUCCCAGAUGUCGUUGAACCAACUCAGCCCGACAAUGUGACCCUCCCAACAGUAACGCCUCCAGCUCCACCCAUAAUAGUCAUCAACGAAGGACUUCUACCAGACUUACUGGGUUCGUUGGGAGACCAGAAUGUACGUACUCGCGGCGGUCAGCCAUUGAAUCUCACUUUUAACGUCACAAACGGAGGUGAAUAUCCUGUGCAGGGGCAUGGUAUAAUGCUCUAUAUCUGA
Porites lobata is the source of this 47129-nucleotide messenger RNA. NCBI's taxonomy places the organism in Eukaryota, Metazoa, Cnidaria, Anthozoa, Scleractinia, Poritidae. The record is from the annotation of a GenBank genome assembly.